AUGAGUCACAUACAGAAGGAUGUCCCGCUUUCUCCCGUGAGGAUCUCUUACCGGGCAUUUUCUCAUGUCACCCCACAUCCUCCAGUACUUACUAUGGAUUCAGUGCCAGAGGACAGCCAUAUGCCAUCUAGGAAAUAUCCAGUUAUCAAACAGAGGGGAUUCUAUUCUGAUAUCCUGUCCCACAGUUCAUUUCCACUUCUUAAAGUGAGUCUAAAUUUCACUCUGUUUAACUUUCUCUUUAAUGCUCGCUGAAAUAUUUACUCUCAAUUACCUUCUCUGCUCACUGACACUAGUUAAUACUCAAUAAAUACUGGUUUAUUCUUCCUUUCACCCUCAAUAUACUUCAUUUAUUCUACAUUAUCUGAUAACAAGUGCAUAUUUUCAGUAGAAUAUAAUUUUAUUAUCCAAUUCAACCAGACAUCAAUUAAAGCUGAAAGAGCCCAAGCAACACAUCUCAUAAAGUUAUACACUUGCAUCACAAAUGAUCAUUUUCUGUUAAUCUCUCUUAUAAUGGCUAUUAAUUAGCACACUCACUUCUUCUUUGACAUCAUUUAACCUGCUAAAAAAAUUCCCAAACCCAUAUUUUGUCUAAUCAUUACACGUUACUAACUUUGCACUCUUUAUAUGAUUUGUAUUCCCUAAUGUACAUUUUAGGAUGUAAGUGCUGGACCCAAUGUGCAGCCAAAUCUUCUCAGACAAGCAGACUUAGAGCGUAAUACACCCAAAGGUAAGCAUAUCUUUUGUGGAAUCUCACAAACUCAGCAUGAUGUAAACCAAGCUUUAGAGAAUAGUAAUCUUCAAACCAUUGUUCUGUUAUACUUGUAUCUUCCACCAGUAUCCAUCUAAUCAGCAUUUGUACACGUUUUAGGAAUAGAGCCUGUCAAAGUUAUAGCCCUGGAAUAACAAAUAUACUAAUUCUAACUUUGAUUAUGUGUUCUCUACAGUCACAAGUUUCAAAGUUCCACAGAAUCUUCAGUCUUACCUAGACAAACAAGUAUCUGGUCCCACCACUGAGCUGUUGGUGAAAUCUGACUUUUCAAAGAGUAGUUACCAGCCGAAAGUUCAACUUCCUUUCCUUCUGCCACCGGGGAAGUGUCCUCGGAGGAUUGAGCUAGAGAGGUGAGAUAUGCUCAUCACCUUGAGAAAGUGAUAGCUUUCUGAUAAUACAUAACUGGAUCUGUGCUUAUGUUUUGAAAAAAACACAUAUUGUGUCUCACCACGGCUAACCUAGUGUACACAGGAAUAGGAAUGGCAAUCAGAAUUUAACAGAAAUGAUAGUAUGCAUUAGAGUUUUGGAUUUAUUCAUGUUCCAUUGUAUUUCUUGUUUUAAAUCUUAGGAGAAGACGUCAGUAUUUGAAGCUUAACAUAACUCAGCUGUUAACUAAUGAAGAAAUAGACUCCAACCAGUUAAUGCCUCGUCACACAGAUGCUAACAAUCUGCCUAAUAUUGGGCAGAACAAUGGUGAAGUUCUUCCCACCUACUUAGCUUUGGAGGUAAAGUAUACUGUAUUAACUAACUUCUUCUGAAAGUUUGUAUUGGUGGUCAGUACUCAUAGAACCUUAAAGGGACACUCCAGGCACCCAGACCACUUAUGCCCAUUGAAGUGGUCUGGGUGCCAACUCACACUACUCUUAACCCUGCAAGUGUAAUUAUUGCAGUUUUUUAUAAACUGCAAUAAUUACCUUGCAGGGUUAACUCCACCUCUAGUGGCUAUCUACUAGACAGCGACUAGAGGGCACUUCCUGGAUCAUAGCACAGAUUAUCUGUGCUAGAGCAUCGCUGGACGUCCUCACGCUGUGUGAGGACCUCCAGCGUCGCUCAUUUUCCCCAUAAGAAAGCAUUGAAAUGCAUUUUCAAUGCUUUCCUAUGGGGAGCGCUAAUGCGCGCCGCGCAUGCGCAUUAGGUCUCCCAGGCCGGUGGGCGGGAUCAGUCUCGCCCACCGGCCGACGCAAUGCAGAGGAGGAGCGGCGGCGGAGGAGGAAGCAGCGACGUGGGACAUCUUCGCCGCUUCAGGUAAGUUACUGAAGGGGUUUUCACCCCUUCAGCAAACGGGGAUUGGGGGGUGGGAGGGAGAGGGGACCUGCAGUGCCAAGAAAACGGAUUGGCACUGGAGUUUCCCUUUAACAAAUUCACAUACCUAUUUUUAUAACAAAGUGGAAAAGCUAAUUAAAACAUUAUAUCUCAUUAUUUCAUUGACUCAAGCAAUACAUGCUCUGUGAAAUUCCAAUUAUAAAUUACAUUUUUGUUGUUGUUGUUUUUUUACCACCAGAUCUUUGACGAUGAAGAGUUUGAUAUUCACACAUGGUCUGAUUGGCUAAAUAUGGGAUAUGAAGAUGGGUCUAAUGAAAGGAAACCUAUACCAGGCCAUGCUCUUCUACCUUUGGAUGACGCACUGGGGCAUGGUAAACUCUUAUGCAAUUAAUUCAUACCAGUGACCAAUAUUUAAAAAGAACAAUCGUCUUGUGUAUUUUUGUGUGGCACUUUCACUUUUUUUACAUAAUAUAAAUCAGUUUUAAACUGGUUCCCAACAUAUUCCUGUAAUUUUCUUCUAAUCAAGUAGCAAUAAGUUUAGUUGUAUUGAUGACAAAUAAUACAUUCUUAGUGGAAGAUGCUGAUUUGGAAAAACAAAAGCCUCCUUUAAUCAUGUGAUUUCUGUAGCCAAUGAGAACCUGAGUUUUCAAAAAUUGAGCAGAUAAUCUCCCCAUGUUCCACAGUGGUAGCAAUGGUUGUUUCACCUUUCAGAUGAUGCUGAAUACCUUUUUUGUGUCCAAAUGAAAACCCAAUUAGCUAAAUAUAUUAAUGUAUUAUUAUUACAGAAUUAUUUGGCAGUUAAUCAAUAAUAAAAAAUUGUCUGCUAAAACACCCAGGUGCACAAACAUAACUUGCUUGCACCUACAUACGUCUUUUUAUUGCUUUUAUAUUAGAAGAUCCAAAAAAUCCACAGAUAGUGUAUGAAUGGUGCAGUGUCGGUGUUCUGAAUUAUGAUGAGAAGAAGAAGCUGUACCUUGUACACAAGACAAAGGACAACAUCCUCAUGAAAACGUCUAAACUCCAUAUAAACCAUGUCUCAGGUAAAGUAACAGCCUCAGAAAAUUGUCCUAUUCCACUUGUCCAGCAAUAAUUCCUUUUAACAUUGUCAGCCAUUUUUGUACAAAUUUGGUUUUUGACAAGUGAAGCUUGUUGAUAAAUCUUAAAUUAGUCUGGGGUCUUUAUGAAUAUUCUAUAUUAGGACAUCAGGGCCCAUAAGGUGCGCAGUCUCCUGGGCCGUUUGUAAAAUAGCGUACAGAAGAUGCCCAGUCCUGGGCCUUAAGGCCUCAUGAUUUAGGAUCAAUAGAGCCCUGGAGGUGCACAAUCUCCUGGACCUGUAAAGGUAACCCUUCAAGUGGCUAGGGGAGCCCAAGCCACUCACCCAAAAUAAUUCCCUCCCUACCCAAUCACUGUAGUAGAUCAGUAGUGUUUUGAUAGGAGUCAAGGUUACUGUUCAGGGGUUGCAUGACUACAUGGGAGAUAGCUGAACUGUGCUAUGAGUUUAAAGGUCUGGAUUAGAUAUCAGAUUACUGUUAUAAGGGAAUCAAUAGAAAAGAAAGGAAUGUAGCUUUGAUUCCUAACUUGUUUUUUUGGAACCAAAAAUGUAAGGCAAUAAUUUGACGACUAGUUAAUUAAUUUAAAAGUUAGCUUUGUGACAUAUUCUUUAAGUAUGAAGUAAUUAACAUUAACCCCUUGAGGACACAUGACAUGUGUGACAUGUCAUGAUUCCCUUUUAUUCCAGAAGCUUGGUCCUUAAGGGGUUAAAGCAAUUCUUACUGCACUGGGGAGGACAAUGACCGUCAACAGUUUAUUGUGGGCAAUUGCAUUGGUUUAGAUGAAUAUAAUGAGUUUUAUUAAUGCGGACACCCUAAAAUGGUAUGAAGACCCAGGUGUUAAGAUUUAUUGGCCUACAGCAGAUGUGGCAAUGGUAGAUGAUGUAGAACUACAUCCCUGUAAAACUAUACCAGCCUUUAACCCCUUAAGGACACAUGACAUGGGUGACAUGUCAUGAUUAUAUUUUAUAUAGUUUUGUCCUUAAGGGGUUAAGCGAUUUUAGUGUUUGGAAUACAAAUCUGUAUUCCUAACACUAUAGUGCCCUCUGUUCCAUACAUCCUUCACGCCCCCCUACCCCGUAGUAGAAAAAGGGUGAAAAAAGAUUUACUAACCCGAUUCCAGUGCUAAUGUCACUAGGUGCUUGGUCGCUGUCUGCCUCCACUGGCGUAUUUCGACCGAGGGACCUAAUUACUUUGCAGGACUAAAGGCAGUCUUAGUCCUGCAAAUUAAUUAUUGCAGUUUCUCUAAGGACUAAGGAGACAGGGACAUUGCAACCAAACCACUUCAAUUAGAUGUUUUUUUUAUUUAUCUGGACAAAAUCCAGUGUAUAGUGAAUAAAUGAAUUUAGAUUACUUUAAAAAUAUUAUGCUUAAUUCUCUAGUCUAAUGUUUCAAAAAAGUAUUACAAAUGUCUCUCAGGUCCCUCAGGGCUGACACUCUACCAGUAUUGGGUACCACGCAUCAGGCUCUUGUUUUGCGCUGAGGAUCCACGUGUGUUUACUCAGAGAAUUGUUGCUGCCUGCAAACUACGCAAGCAAACAGAGGCCCUUAUAUUGUACAACCUGUACAUAGAUUGCAUGCCAACCACCGGGCACUGUAAGAUUGCAGCAGAGAGUCUAAGUCGGAUGAAGAAACAUGUGCUGACCACAUCACGUCUAAAAGCAGAAAAAGAGUAUGUAAUGUGUCUACAGGUUUUUAAAAAACACUUCACUACCAAGUUAUUUAUAGUCUGACAAUAAGCAUACAUAGCAUUUACAUUAUUUAAAGGGACAGUCUAAGCAUCAAAACCACUCUUGCUUUAUAAAGUAGUUUUGGCACAUAGAUUAGAAAGCCUGCUGUUUCUCUGCUCAGUUCUCGAGUCAGUUGUUUUCGAGUCAAAUUACUUUAUUUCUGCAAUCCUAUUCUCACACCAUCUUUCUGUGACUCACAUUGUUUCUUUUUGCACUUCCUGAAAAUAUAUAUCCAUUUUGACUCUAUAAUAAGUUCAAGUCAGGAGAGUGUUUACUUUAGUACUUGGAGGGAGAGAUUAGCUUCAUAACUCUUUGUUAAUAGCUGUUAACCUCUUCCCAACGUUAGGGCGUCCCACACUGUCCUCACAAUGAGCUUUAUCGUUGUUUGGAUGGCAUGGGACGUUCUACAGUUUGGGUGUGAGCAAAAGUUAAACCCUGCUCACACCAGAGAGUAUCACGUAUCAGUUAAUGCCUGGGAUUCCCCUCUUUCAGCUCGGGCCAUUUCUGGUGGCCGCAGACUGGCAGAUGAGCUGUAUGCAGCGCUCAACGAGCGCACUGUAUACAGCUCAUUAAAUGUGCUUUUAAAUCCCUGAUUACACCAGGGAUUAUAAGGUAUCAAUUGAUAUCUGGCGCUCCUAUCUAUCAAUUUUUAUUGAGACACAAGGGUAAAUAGUAAGAGACACACAAUGGUGGCUGUGAGACACACAGAUGGGGGGGUAAGAUACACUAAAGGUGGUGUAAGACACAAAAAGGGAAUACGAUACACUAAAGGUGUUAGUUAUUUAAAAGAGGCAAUAAGAACAACAGACCGAUACACCACUCAAUGCUACUGACACGAAAAAACUGACACGAACCCUAGCUCACGUCACUUCCAACAAGCUUAAUCAUCAACAUGCAUAUGUUGAAAAAGGAGGUGUAACUGAGCCUCAAAGUAAGCACUAGACAUACGUACACUCCCCUACGUGGGUAACUUGUUAAAUAUGCCGGUCACAACAAUCAUACGUUAUCACCCUCUGCGAAGGCUAAUGUUCAAAUGCCACAGAUGUACCGGCUCUGCAUUUCAUACCGCUUGUCAAACAUGCAUUACUACCCCUCCGUGGGUAAACUGUUUCUUAUAUCUGCCUCAAUAAAAAAAGGAUUUGAUACAAAAGAGGCAACAAGAAACAUAAAACGGCUAAAGGGGUCAAAAGGACAGUUAAGAGACACACAGGUGAAGCCAUUCUUGCACUAGCACUGCUGAAAUUUGAUUUCCAUUAGUAAUUUAUCAUGAUUCCCUAAAUCAUAGUAGGCAAAAAUGCCAGAUAAAAUGUAUGGUUUAUUGAGUACAUGCCAUUCAAAUCUCUUUAAAUUUUCCUAAUUGUCAGUUUAUCUUAUCAACUGGAAAGUUUGGAAGAGGAAAUCAGUCUGGACUAUGAACGUACCAUGAACAAGAUAAUCUUUGACAGGCAUGUUUCCUCAAAUCCCCACAAAUUCACUUAUGUUACUUUACCAGAUAGAUUGGAAGACAAGGCUCCGACGAAAGGUACAUAUAUACUGUGUUCCUCUGAUUCUGAUGCCAAUUUUUAAGUUUGUUUUAUUGAUAGCUAAAAUAAAAUCUGCGCUGUUUUAAAUUCAGGGCUGGUUGACGUUCCAGAGUAUAGCUUUGCCAAGAGCCGAGCAGCCUUCACUUUUACCACUCUUUUGACGCGGCCAGAGGUCAUAAAGUCUCUCUGCAAAGUACGAGCAGAGUGUAAUAAGGUGUCCACCAUGUCUCUGUUUCACUCAACCCUAACAAAAUGUGUCAGACUAGAAGAAUUUGAACAGACUCAGUCACAGAUCUCCUCUCAGGUAAAAUCAUUAAAGACAUCUUAAUUAAAUAUGAUUGUUGAUGUACCUAUGUACAUUUAUUUAUUUUUUAAAAUCUUUUCUUGUUUUUUUGUGGUGAAGUUAAUUAAUCACUAAAAUGGAAGCAGUUUUGUUCUUGACAUGCUUACAUGGUACUGUGCCCAUGUGAAAGAUCUUCUAGGAGACUCCCUCAAAGUCUGUGUAAAGACGUCUUUCAGGUCUUAGCCACAAUCUUAAAUUAUUAUCUCUUAUUUAAUAUUCAUUCUAUGUCUUUGCAAGGUCAAAGUUGUGGUGGAUGGCUAUUUGACAUAUUUAAUAUUUGUGGAAGGCCCUUUUGCAUGUUUAUAUUUCAUGUUAUAAACUCUCCUCUUAGAACAUUCUGUAGAGCUCACAUUUUUUUUAAGCUUAUACUGUUAACUACUUGUAUCCACCUGUCUCAGGUUCAGUUGUUUCUCAAGGAUAGCUGGGUUAAUACCUUGAAGAACGCAGUGCGUGGUAGUCUGCGGGAUGUAGGAAAAGGCUGGUAUGACCUUAGUGAGUGUAACUGGAAAGUCUACUCCAUGUCCAAGCUACGUCAACUGAUGGAACUCAUCAAGUUCAACUUACAGGACUCACUGAGAUUUUUGGUGCAGGAUUCUCUGGUCAACUUUGCUCAAAUGAUACUGGAUGCAUCUUACAGCAUUUUGUCCUGUGCCGAAAAUUUGGAAUGGGGAGGAGACCUUGUCAACAGCCCAUACAAGUAAGAAAUAAUUGAAUAAAAAUAAUAUAGCAAUACUUACAUUGUAGGCCCUGAUGAAAAUGAAGAUGCCAUUUUUUAGAAGUCUAUUUAGAGUAGAAAAGUGGGCAAUGGACAUCUGAAUUUGAACAUUUUGUUGGAAAAAAAAUGUUAAUUUGUGGCAGAUGUCUUGAACUUCAGAUUUGUACAAUGCAUUGUUAAAUUAGAAUGAUGUAUUUCCAGGUAAAGAGUUUUGUGUUAUUGAGUAACAGCACUUGACAAAUAGUACCUGAUAAGCAUGCUACUCAAACAGCACUUAUUGCACACAAUAUAUCCAUAUAAUAGGAACCCCCAGAAAUAGGUGGCAGAAAGAUGGCAGCUUCUGGUCCAUGCUGUAGACAAGUAGAAAAUAAAACGUCAGUCACUCCGUGAGUAAUCUGAAGUCUUCAUUAUCUACCCUAUCUUAUGGAAACAACCAUAGACACAUUUUAAAGACGAGACAGGGGGGAUAUAAUAGAAACAUUUAAAUACAGAAAGGGAAUCAACACAGUAAAGGAGGAGACUAUAUUUAAAAGAAGAAAAACUACCACAACAAUAGGACAUAGUCUUAAAUUAGAGGGAAAAGGGUUUAAAAAUAAUUUCAGGAAGUAUUACUUUACUGAGAGGGUAGUGGAUGCAUGGAAUAGCCUUCCAUCUGAAGUGGUAGAGGUUAACACAGUAAAGGAGUUUAAGCAUGCGUGGGAUAGGCAUAAGGUUAUCCUAACUAUAAGCUAAGACUAGGGAUCUAAUGAGAGUAUUUGGAAAAUUGGACAGACUAGAUGGAGCGAAUGGUUCUUAUCUGCCGUCACAUUCUAUGUUUCUAUACAGGCAGAAGUCUUAGUAUGUUUUUGUCACGGCUACCCUACCCAAUUUAAAAGUAUAGGUCAGGAAUAAAUAGAAUAAAUAUUACUGUCCCUUAGAAUAGCUGGCUUUAACUUAAAAAUGAGAGAAUGAGUAAAUUUAAAACAAUCCAGGAUCAGGGUACCAGAAAAAUGUAAAUACAAUAUAACUAGCUAAGUCAAUAUUACAGAAGUCAGAAGAGUCAGCAUAACAAGGCAAAAUCAGGGAAAAAAAUAACACACCAAGAGGAAAUCACGACAGGGCACUGAUUGGUACAUUUCAUCCCUGCGACCCCAAAAAUGCAGAAACAGGGUCGCAGUGAUGACGUUGCGCUGCCUUAAUAGGAAAUAAUGCUAGGCGUCAUAUUAAUAUAAAUUGAGGGGUGCAGUGUCCCUCUCUAUCAUUAGGCUAAAUAGCAUUCGCCUCCCGAUGCAAAUGCAGAUCGGAAAGGCUGAAGGAAACCAUGAGGCGGUACUUCCCAAAUGACAUGCGUUCAGGAAGUCCAGAGUGCUUUGAUCAGAUAAGUACCAUGACAGUUUUUUGAUAUUCAAUCACAUCCUUCAUCUACCUGAGUAUGCUGUAUUUGGACAAUAAAAUGCUUAGUGGGUUGUCUGACCAUGUCCUUCAUAGAAUGGAUAAAAUUUACUAUGCAAGCAGGAAGGAACUGUAUGGCAGAAUUUGAUCUUGGCAAUAAUGAAAAUGCUGGAGUCAUGUUGAUAAUUGUCAUUUACAACUUGCUUCCCAGACCUCGUAAAAACCCAAUAUUUCUGUUGGAUUUGGUGCUGGACAGUGCCGGUGUUCAUUUCAGUACCCCUUUGGAGAAUUUUGAGGUGGUGCUCAUGACGCUUUUUGACAAAGGAAUCUUAGCAACACACAGCAUACCGCAGCUGGAGAAAGUGAGUAGUAUAGAACAAAAUCCCAUGUAAUGUAUUCAUCACAGAGCUAAGCCAUGGUUAAUUAUUUGUGUCGUAACCACCCGUUUAUUUAGAUAAUUUCUAGAUUUUUUUUUUCUUUUCUCUUCUUUCUCCAUCUUAUGGAAACAUAUAAUUAUAGGAAAAGCUCAUCUGAAAAUGGGUGAUAAGUAAUGUGGUAUAAAAAGUACCAGGUGGUCUUUAAGGAAAAUAAUCCCACACCGGAUAUAUAUUUUAGUUUUAUGUGAAAACUUUGGUAUGCUUUGGGAUCAUUAUUAUUAAUAUUUUCUCCAUCUUCUGGGCCUUGAUUUUAUUCUAUCAGUCGAUAAAUAUUAAUAGUUUUCGGUUGCUAUUUUUAUCAAAAAUUUCAACUGGAUUUAAUGCCAGCUUAAAUUCUAGCAGCCGGACUCUAUAAACAGGUCAGCUGCUUGAGAAAAAACAUCCGAUAAAUGUGCUUCUUAAUGAAGAAGUGAGACUUCCUUGUCAGAGUUCUAUGAUUGGUUGGCAUACAAGCCAACCAAUCAGACCAGUCUGACUGAGAUUGCAUAGCUUGGGAAAGCCCUUAUAAGGGCUUUUCCCAUCAUGCAAGCUCAGUCUGCACGAAGCCUGGAUGUUCCCACCAAUGGGUUGGGACUUGAGUGGGACUAUAGAUCCCCACCUUUCAUAAUUAAAAAGUUACUCCAACCACCUGCUUUUCAAAGUGGUUAUAGUGGCAGGAAUCUGUAUGUACAGAGUUUCUGCUGGAUACACUGCACGUACAGAGAAAUGUCCAAUUUUGUGACAGGGUCUAGUUACACACCCAACACAUGUGACAUACAUAGCCCUGAACUCUGUUCUGGUGUGGAAAGAAAGUACGGGAACUUCACCUAGUGGUUGAUUCCAAGUAUACUUUCUUAUUUUAUUGCUUUAUAAAGGGGGGAGGGGAACAUAAUAGUAAUUUUAGAUGAAAACAAACAAACUAUUAUUUUAAAAGGGUUACAUUAACCCUUUAAUAAAAUUAGAUCUCCCACCCACCACCUGUGGGUGGGGGCUGGGGGGAACAUUAGGUACCUCCAUUAAUUAUAAUUAAUAGAUUAUAUAAUUAUUAUAUAGAUUAUAAUUAUAGAUUAUACAUCCCACCAGUAGUCAACUGGGGGGGGACACUAACUCUCCUUAUUUAAUAUUUAGUUUAGUUGUUGUCUUUGUGUUUUUUUAUGUCUAACUAUAUAAUCUAUAUUUGUAUGAUUUCAGUUUGUCCUGGAAAACCUCUUUAUCAGUGGCACUCCAUUGCUGGAGUCUGUUGGACUGCAUGAACCCCCUGUAGAAGAAAUGCGUAAAAAUAUUCACACAGCAAUACAAAAAGCCAUGAUCCCUUUAAAAGCAUAUGCCAAGGAAUAUGAGAAAUAUUUAGAACUUAAUAAUACUGAUGUAGAAACUUUCAUAAAGUGAGUCUGGGCCUAGUACACAAUACACAGCUGCUGUUUUUAUGAGUCAUAUAAAUACAUUUGAGAUUCAAUCUGAUCUGAUUUAGUUGAUUUCAAUAAAAAAAUAAAUAAAAUAUUGUGUUCAUGAUUGCAGCUCCAGUUCAUUUGAUUUUAUUGAUUUAAAUUAAAUAUCUAAUGAGGUUAUUCAGUAAACCUGGGAUUUGUGGAUAAUUAACAUGAGACUGCAAAUUUUAUGCCUAGUUGCAAAAAAAAAAGAAUUGUUCCAGUUCUGCUAUUUUAUUCUUAAAUUUGAAAUUCCCUUUUCAGUUGUACAAAUAACCGCAAUUUUUACAGCAUAGAUCAUACAAGUGUAUACUUCAAUGCUUUUUAUUUUAAAUACCACCAUCCAAACAAAAGUGAAUAGUUUUUAAAGGGGAACUACAAUAACUACAAUAUGUAUGCUAAUAUAUAACGUAAACAGGAAUUAUUUCAGAUUUACACAAAGUACAUUUGAUUUUUAAUUAUCAAUAUGCUAGAAAAAUGUUGAUUGACUUUGAUUGGCAUUGAAUUUAUCUACAUAAUCGUCUUCUACAGUGUGGUUUUGGUGGCAAGUUCUCAGCUACAUUGAAUUUCCAAACUUCUGUGUGGAUUUCAUUACAGAGCAUUCAGCGCAAAGAUAAAUUCUGCUUCAGAGGUAAAGGCUUCUGUGGAACACCAUCUUUUGGAAAAGGAACGACUGGACAAUGCUCUCCCCAACUCGAUCAUUAUUGGUCCUUUCCAGAUCAACGUUGAAGGCGUUAAGCAAAACCUAUCCCGAAAACGCAAAACCUUGUCUAAUUCACUGCUGGAGUUACUAGCCAAGCGUGUGCGCCAUGAAAUAGAUGAGGUAACACACAACCGCUUUGACAUCGUAGUCCAGUCUAACAAUGUUUGUCCGUUUUAAGACUUCUUGGAUGUUUACUUCAACAGUGGUUGGCUAUUAUUGAUAUUUCUUCUGUUAUUUAGGUCUGGGCCUAAUCCUACCUCUUUGCUCACUUUAUCAGGUCUCAGAACAGUUCCGAGCCAUCAGCCGUAAAAUGUUUGACAAGCCAAACAGCGUAGAGGAGCUGACAGACCUGAGGGAAUGGAUGAAAGGAAUCCCAGAGCAGUUAAAAACCCUGGAGGUAUGCAAGACUUGUAGCAGGCCUUUUUUUGUAGUGCAAUAAUGGAGGAUGCACAACUUAUUAGUGAGAACAAGCAGCAAGUCACACUUAAAGCACCACUAUAGGCCCCCAGACCACUUCAUCUUCGGUUAACCCUGCAGCUGUAAACAUAGCAGUUACAGAAAGGGUUAAUCCAGCCUCUAGUGGCUGUCUCAUUGACAGCCGCUAGAAGCACUUCCACGCUUCUCACUGUGAGAGUCCCCAGCACCGAGGGAGCCCGGCGCUUGAGAAAGGUAAGUGUUUAACCCCUUUAGCCCGGCGGAAGGGGGGCCAUGAGGGUGGGGGGGACCUAAAGACCCUACAGUGCCAGGAAAACGAGGACUAUAGUGGUCCUUUAAAGAAAGUCUCAAAUGUCACCUGAAAAAUAAAUACUUGGAAAACUUUAUAAUACUCAAUAUAAGACCAAGUAAACAUGUCAUGUAUAUUUCUAACUUAAUCCACAGGAGCAGGCUGCUAAAGUUAUUACCGAUUAUGAUGUCAUGGAUGAGUUUUUUUACAGCCUUUCCCAAGAGGACUUUAAUGCAAAGUAAGAACGCAUUUCUAUUUUUUUUAUCUAAAUAUGUUGUAUACAUGCACUCUACGACUAUGUUACAUUUGCAAAUGUGACUGUGGUAUUUGUUGUCUCUGUGCAUCUGUGUCAGGUGGGCAGCUAUUUCAUGGCCAUACAAAAUUACAAAACAGACUGAUGAGAUUCAACUCCAGCACUCGGAAGAUGAAGAAAAGUUCCGUAAAAUCCAAGUGAUGGAUCAGAACAAUUUCCUGGAGCGCCUAGACUCCCUGCAGGUCUGUAACAUAUGAUCAAAAUAUGUUUGAACCUCACCUCUGUGCAUAUUAUGUUACAUAGACACUAAUUGCUGCUGUCACAUAUGGCUCUAUUUCACAGAUAGUUGUGGCUGCAUUUUCCACACAUUUCGAUAUCAAUCGCGUUCACGAGAUAGCCAAUGAAGUGAGGAGAGUUCACAAACAACUGAAGGAGUCGCAGGAGUUGGCUCAACUCUAUAACAACAGGGAGAGACUCUUUGAGCUUCCUGUCACAAAUGUAAUGUUCAUUUUUUUUUUUUUUAUAAUUUCCUUUUGUCCUUCAUUUGUCCUUUAUAUCCAAUAACAAAUCUAAAAGAAAAACUGAUAUUUAUCAUCUACUCUAUAUGCACCAAACUACUCUCCAGUGUAUGCAACUUUUUUCAAGCUCUGCCUGUCCCGUUAGUGUCUUCUUAUAUUACCUCCCUGACCGCUUCUAACUUGUUUAGAUUUGUCCAUCUUCACACGCCCUACAAGUUAAUAUAUGCUCCUUUGCAACCGACAUUUGACUUGCUCUAAUCUCCCAACCUACAGGAAUCCUAUAUUAAAGGCCUGAUCUGAUUUCUAUGCUCUAUUCUUCUUUCACCUCUACAUUUUACUGGAAAUACUGCCCUUAUCUAAAUAAAUGGGAAAAGGAGCUUGAGAGAGAAAUUACUAACAAGGACUGGGUAGAUAUGUAAGAACUUACCGCUAAGUCUUCAGUCUGUGUAAUUUUACAGGAACAGGGGAUUCAAACUAUGCUUCACUGGUAUUUGAUUCCAGUUAGACUCCACCAUAUUGUACUCACUCCUUCAGAUUUGUAUUGGAGACUAUAUGGUUUGUCAGGGAACGUAUAUUCACAAGUGGUGGUCUUCCCACUUUAAUAUUUGGACUUCUAUGUGCAGUCUUCACCCACUCAGCUUGUUUUUCCCUUUCACUUCCUUUACUCUGUCUUGCUUCUCUUCUUUUCUUUCAACACUUUUCCUGAUCAGUGUUAUCAUUUCCUUCAGAUUCAACUGUAUAAUGCUCUGUUGAAAUAAUUAACCAAUGAACUGCCUUUCAGUGUGAUGUCCCACAAGGGCUAUGUUUGAUUCUAAAACUCCGCACAACCCACAGGUUAACCUGGAUAUGAUGGUAUAGUUUUGAUAGGUCUGUGUUUGUACAGGAGCUUUAUCAAGAUAGGGGAAUCCAAGGAAAGGUAUCUAAACAAGGGAAAGGCAGAGGGCAGAGUCAAGUGGUCCAGAAGUCAGGUCAGGCUGUAAGUAGGGAAUUCAGGAGGCAGGCCUAAUGUGCUGCAGAUCACAAUAGUAGAGCCAGGAAUAACAACUCUAGGAGUCUGAGAGCUGCUAAAUAUCCAAACACUUACUGGGAAGUGGGUGCUGGGUUUAAAAGGCUUCUGAGUCACAAGUGGCUGGGUCUCUCUUGCAGGCAGGGUUUAUGCAGGUCUUUAAAUCAAACCAUCUUGCCUGCAUUCUUGUCCAGGCCUGCCUCCAGUCUUCUCCCUCUCUGUCCUCUGCCACGCUGGUUGGUCUUCUCACAUGGCGGUUGCUAUCUUGGUGAUGGAGCAAGCAAUGUAAUAACCUGCAAAGUCAAUGUUUUUGUGUUUUGGCAGUAUGACAAACUUUUGAAGCUGGUAAAAGACUUUCAACCUUUCCGGGAUCUGUGGACCACUGCUUCAGAUUGGAUGCGCUGGUACGAGAGCUGGAUGAACGACCCACUUACUUCCAUAGAUGCUGAGCAGUUAGAGAAGAACGUGAUGGAGUCAUACAAAGCCAUGCAUAAAUGUGUUAAACACUUUCGAGAUAUUCCAGGUAACAAAGGAUAGAACUUGCAAUAACAAAUGAGUAUGUCCUUUCAGACCAUAUGAUCUCAUAGUAUUUUAUAAGAGAUAAUGUGUUCUCAUACAUCUACCAUGGCAGUGCUCAUCUAUAGACUUCCUUUAGAUCAUGGGUGUGACAGGGAAUGUGUGUAUUACCAAACUACACAUUCCUUUUCUUAAAACCGACCCUUUGUGACCUAAGAAAAGUAAAUCUGAGAGUAUUAAAUUUUUUAGUUAUUAGGCAUAAAAUAAAUUGAUUACAUCAAAAUGUUUUUCAUGCAAAUUAAAAUUCUUUCAGGCUGUGUCUCAUAAGUAUUUAAUAUUAGAUGUCAUCAAUGUUAAAUAUCUAACAAUUUAAAAAUGGUAAUGCUUUCAGAAUUAAAUUAUAACACAACAUAUGUAAAGUUUUUAAUUUGCUAGAAAAUACUUUAAAAUUAGGAAACAUGACAUAACUUUAAACAUCCAGUGAACAUAUUAAAUCAAAGCUACAUUUAUAAAAUAGAAUACACUUUGUAUUGGCUAAAAUAGUAUGUAUUUUAUAAAAUCCAUGCAAUUUUAUCUUUUCAAGACGACGUCUCUGAUUCACAUAUUAGCUGCAUUUUCCUUCUAUUUUUUAAAAAAAUAGCCAGCCAUUCCCUUUUGGAUUACUAGUGCUUUAUGUGUCUUUGAGUCAUGUUUUCCUUGAAAGUAAACCAGUAUGUAUUAUAGUGCAACAAAAUCUGUUUACGUUGAUGUGUGCACCAAUGAAUGUCUACAUUUUAUACACUCGUAAUGAUUUUCCUCAGCCUGCCGAGAUGUGGCUCAAGACAUCAAGGGCCGUAUAGAAGAAUUCAAGCCCUAUAUUCCACUGAUCCAGGGAUUACGCAAUCCUGGCAUGAGAAAUCGCCACUGGGAAAUCCUCUCUGAUCAAAUACAGAUCAGUAUUAAACCUAAGGCCAACUUGACCUUCACUCGUUGCCUGGAGAUGAAUUUGCAGGAUCACAUAGAGAGCAUUGCCAAGGUGGCAGAAAUCGCUGGCAAGGAAUAUUCAAUAGAGCAGGUGCAGUAGUACUUUUAUUUAGGCAUGAGUAUUUUUCUUAUAUUUCUUUUAACUUGUAAUAAGACUUAAUAACUUUAUUCUCAGUGCUGUACAGAAAUCAGUGAGAUUCACUCAUGCAUGAACAUACACAACUGGCUCCCAAUGGUUUCUAAGGUUAAAUUUUGGAUGUGUUCAAUAUAGUCAUGACUAACUUACAUUGUCUAUGCAAAACAGCAGUGAUAUCCACUCUGGAGUGUCCCUUUAAUUAACUGGUACAUUUGUUUUCUCUCAGGCUUUAGACAAGAUGGUGAGUGAAUGGGAAUCUGUGAUGUUUACCAUACUGCCAUACAAAGAAACUGGGACCUAUAUAUUGAAGAGCCCUGAGGAGGCUUCACAGUUGCUGGAUGACCACAUAGUAAUGGCGCAAAGCAUGUCCUUCUCCCCGUACAAAAAGCCCUUUGAAGAACGUAUUAGCACGUGGGAGGGAAAACUACGUUUAACACAGGUAUAGUGAAUUUGUCCAAUCUUUGCUACACUAUUUCAUGAGCUGAGAAUUUUAUGAGACAAUUGGCAUGAAAGAUAUGGUUAAAAAGCUGCCAAAAUACAGUUAUCACUCUUGCUGGUGUAAGUCUCAGCAUUGCAAGGGUUACAGAAUCUCAGGGCAGGAGUCUAAUGUCUGAGGAAUUCAGCCAAGCAAUGUGAAAAUGGCAAUCUUCCUGGUUGGGUCAGACCGACAGAAACAAAACUAAUAUCAGGAAAUAAAUGAACUAGUAGACAAUAAAUACUAGUACAAUUAAUUGGACAAAUGUACAGGAAGGACUAGCACACAAUGUGGCUGACUGAAAAAGUCACAUGACUGGGCAGAAGCAUUUAGGUCUCGAUCUAAUUUUGUUGGGUAGGCUUUUCAAAUGAUUAACAUUUUUAAAUAAACUUGAAAUUAUGUUAAUUUUGUAAUAUUUUGAUGUGUUUUAUAUAUUUCUUUAUUUUUAUAUAUAUGAAAUUGUUUUGAUAUACUAAUACUUUGAAAAAUUUUUUUUUAAAAGUUUAUCCAAAAAUAUGAAAAGCUUAUCCAACAAUAUUGAGGUCUUAGUAGGGCAGAACUCAGACUUAGGUAGCACCGGAAGCAGGAGCCUUAAACCGCUGUAAGCACCUGGAAGCUCAUCAGUUAGAUCGUCACCUUAUAUAAACAUCCACAAGUUGAGCCUCUGUGAACGUGUACCUGUUGGGUCUGUUUUGAAAAGUUAAACUAAGUAUGAACCCAUGCAGCAUGUUAUAGAUAUAUUGAAAUUUUGCAUUCCUUUUAUCUUAUAUCAAAAUACCUCAUCUGUUUCUUGCUUUAGGGUGAUAAAUCAUAAGCAUAUUGUCAAAUUAUCCGUUGAUAAGGACAGCAAUCUUAAGUGAUUGUUAGUACACGUUUUGAUGUUUUGAUCCAUUUUUUUAUGUUGUCAACAACAUAGAUCCAAACGCAGCAUAUUUACUGCUGAAAAUUAUGUAUGGGAUGACAAGCUGGUCUGGUGAAAGUGUUAAUACUGCUGUUUAUCUUUGUAUUAUUACCAGGAUGUUCUGGAGGAAUGGCUGACCUGUCAGCGUUCUUGGCUUUACCUGGAACCAAUCUUUAGCUCAGAAGAUAUUAACAGACAGCUGCCCGUUGAGAGUAAGCGUUACCAGACCAUGGAAAGGACCUGGAGAAAAAUUAUGAGAAACACAGAGGAAAAUAAGCAGGUGCCAUAACUGUGUGGAAUGUCUGUGACUAGCUGCCUGUUUAGCUGUAUUAAUAGUGGAGUCUAGAGAUAACCCCCUUUUGUUCUAAUGCAUUUCGGAAAUACUUGAUUAAAGAUGCAAAACUUAAAAAAUACAUUCUCCCCUUUAAUAUAUGAAUCCCCAAUGUCUGCAAAGACUAUUGAUCUGUGAGGUUAGCGUAAUAAGGCACUCAGUAGGUUUAAAUAGAUUUGCUGACCUACUAGAUGUUAUUGAAUUAAUUACAUUUAUUUGUGAUGAGCUAAGUUUUUCUAUAGUGAUAAUCCUUGUAUUUGCAGAUUAUCUCCUUGUGCCCAGAUCCUCGUCUAUUGGAAAACCUGCGUGAAUGCAACAAGCUGCUGGAGCUCGUACAGAAAGGACUCAGCGACUAUCUUGAGACAAAGAGAUCUGCUUUUCCCAGGUAACCUUGCAGUAUUCACAAGUGGGACAGAAAUGGACUUCUGAGCUGUUCACAGCUCACACUGCUGAAAUUUGAUAUCAUAUCAUUCAAUUUUCAGGUUUUACUUUCUUUCUGAUGAUGAACUUUUGGAGAUUCUGUCCCAGACUAAGGACCCCACUGCUGUGCAACCUCACCUUCGAAAAUGUUUCGAGAACAUUGCACGGGUGAGCUCCAGUGACAACUUCACACUUCAUGUUAUCUUACAUUUUAUUGGUACAACUAAUUACAUUGCAUUUCACAUAUUGCAAUUAUAUAAAGCAAUCAUACAUCAUACAAUAUUACAUGUUACAAUUAAACAAGAUAGUUAUAUGAUACCAGGUUUUUUUUUGCUGUCCUGUGUUGGAAAAGUUAAAAUAGUAGCUUAAUUUCAAUAAUCUCUGUGUUCACCUUUCUUUCCGUCUUUUGACCUCCCACUAUAUCUAUUACUCUUUGCUCUUCCAGCUUAUGUUCCAGUCGGAUCUACAAAUCACUCACAUGUAUUCAGCCGAGGGAGAAGAAGUCAAGCUGUCUACUCCCAUUUAUCCUACAGGCAACGUGGAGGAUUGGUUACUAGUAGUGGAGAAAGUCAUGAAGGCCAGCAUACGUGAUUUCAUCGAGAAAUCUAUCAAGGUGUACCCACAGGUAAGAAGAACGUCUAUAAAAGAUAAUGCAGGAGAAAGAGCCAAUACAUGUCUGACACAAAACUGGUUCAACCCAACUCUUAUCCUGUGGUAGCACUGUAAUGAUUGGGAAGAGUAAGUUUUAGAAUGAAAUUAAUAGUUUGUAUUAUUUGUAUUUUUAAAUAAGAGAGCAGCAGGUUUUAUUUACAGCAAAGUAAACUCAACAUUCUAUUUUUUUAAGAUAGAUAAAAUCAACACCAUUGAGUUGGGUAUCAGUAAUAUAUUUAGCGUCUGCUAAUUAGUCUUGGGGCACAAAUCUAUAUGACUAUUAUUAUUAUUUGUGUUUUAUUUUAAACAUUAACACUUUUUAAAAACUCUUGAGGACCAAGACUAUUUUGAGAUGCAACGCAUUUGUAACCAACGCCAACACGCUUUCACCCUUUCUAUUUAAGUGCUUUCUCUUGAUAUCCAAUAUGUAUACAUAACACAAUAAUAAAUGGGAAUAAAAAAAUGAAAAAAACAAACAAAAAAAUUCUUACUUUACGUUAAAUGAUUUUAACCCACCAAGUACAAUUAAAGAAUACAAAACCAAAAUAGAUUCACUAAUUAGUCCUGUUAAAAUGCCCAAUAUGCCUAGGGUUUCAAUUUAUUUUUAGAAGUUAUAAAACAAAUAUUGCAAGGAGUGAAUUACGGUUCUAAAGCUAAAAUUUAGCAUGCCGAGAUUUUAACUUUAAUUGUAGUCACAUUAUCCAAAACCGCUACACAAAAGUAUAUAUUUGUAACAAAUGCAUCUUUCAGGCUAUUUACCUAAGAGCAUUUUGACACUUUUCAUUUAAUUAAUUUACUACAAAGCUUGGUCAAAUUUAUAAAAAAUAAAUUUCGAUCAUGUUUUAUUUUGGGAUAAUUCACAGAGCAGGCGUUUCCCACUACUGCAAACACCGCAUAUUUGUACUCUACUACUGUUCUUGUGUACAAUGAUACCCCACAUAUGGACCUUUUUCUACUAAUCCAACCCUUAAUCUAACCCUUAAUACAACCCUUAAUUCUACCCCUAAUCCUACCUAUAAUCCAAGUCCUGAUCCAAUCCCCUAAUCAAACCUCUGAAGAAUUCCAUUAGCUGAUGUCAGUACUGACAUCCGCAGAGAGAUUUCAGAGCUCACACAGUGCUCUGUGUCCUGUUUGAUUGCAGCAUGAAAGGUAGAUCUCCCUCUCAUGCCUCACCAAGUCUUUUACCAGGUAAGUUAGGGUGUUUUGUGUAUAUUUUAUUGUUUUUUUUUCGGUUUUGUUUUUCUUCAAAGUGUUAAAUGUAUGCUUCAUUUAAAAUUCAUUUUCAAAAUGAAUUCAGAGUAUUCAGACAGAUCAACAAUAAUUUUUAUCUGAGUGUUGAAAAUAAAUGAGGCCAGUACUUCCCACUAUUCAUUUUGACUUCACUCUUACUGUAUUUUUCAGAUGCCCCGUACAGAAUGGGUGAUGCGUUGGCCUGGGCAGGUUACCAUAGCUGGAUGCCAGGCAUACUGGACAAAGGAAGUAUCUGAAGCUCUGGAGGCUGGGGACCUGUCCACUCGGCUCUUUCCACAGCUUGGAACUCAGGUCAGUGCUCCACCUCUUAUUAUUUUUGAAAUAUUACAUAUAUAUUGUAAUUUAAAACAUAUAAUAUAUUUUUAUGGGUAGGGAAUAUAGGGUACUAUAAUACUACUAAUUUUGCUUAUUAAGAUCUGUAGUGUGUUUUUCAGGACCAAACACAUCCAAUGUAUACAGUGCAUCUACUUAUAGAAAGGGCUGAGGCCUCAAUUUAAUAUUAUUAAGCUUUCAAACUGAUUAAGUACUUUUGGAUAAACGUUUUAAAUGAUUUAAUAUUAGAAAAACAUUUUACUUUUGUACAUUUUUAAAAUAUUUUCGAUAUAUUGAUAUUUUGUUAUAUACAAUAUGUUUUGAAAUUUUAAUGUUGAAAUAAUAAUUGUUAAAGUUUAUCCAAAAAUAUGAAAUAAUUUGGAAAGCUUAUCCAACAAUAUUAAAUCAAGGUCUAAAUGUCUGAGAGUAUAGUUAAAGAGGAUUACUCCAACCAAAAAAACAUUGUUUUUGCACCCCCCACCAACAAAAGAAAGAAAAUAAAAUUGCUAUAAUGUACAGCACCAAGACCAGGUUUUACCUGCAGCCCAAUCCUCUUGAGAUGGACCUGCAAGAAAAUCAGCGUUUAAUCAUUAAAGAGCAUGCUGUACAGCAGAGAUUAAUCAACACAAAUGUUUGGACAAUACAACAUGAGCCUUACAUUUGAAAAACAAGAAAUUCAACAUAAACACGGUACACAGUUGGUAAAUCAUAUAGAUGGAGAUGGCACAGUACUAAAUUACUAUGAAUUAUGUAUUAUGAAUCAAGUGUUUAACACAAACAUUUGCAAAAUUUCUUUGCAGAGAAUUUCUUUAUAAUUGGUUUGUACAUAUAACAGCUGUUACUGGUUAGUCCACCUAAAUGUUUUAAUAAAGAGGGUUUGAAAGUUCUGAAUAAAUCUCCCGGAACAGAAAAGUUGGCAAAUCUAUGGGGCCUUUAUGCUCAUGGGCAACUGCCCGGCAUGGCAAUACAUUAAAACAGCUCUAAAUCCCAUCAGAUGUUAAAGGAACUGUGCUCUUCAUUCUUUUAUAGCUUUGUUCUUAUUAUGUGACAUGUAGACUUUGCUGUAGCGUAACAGUCAUAUUAUUUUUCAGCUAAGUGACCUUGUAGGACUGGUACGUGGAAAGCUGUCCCGCAUGCAGCGUUCUAUCGUAUCUGCUCUUAUCGUGAUUGAAGUCCACGCUAAGGAUGUUGCUGCCCGUCUCAUAGAGGAAAAUGUGAACAGUGUAAAUGAUUUUGAAUGGAUUUCUCAGCUCAGGUUUGGCACCCAAAAUUAGUAUUUAUGUUAUGUGUCUGUCUAAAUUUUUGUUGCAUUUGACCCUUGUUGACCAAGAAUCACAUAAACCCAGAAAGGUUAAUUUAAUGAAAUGUGAAUUGUCGGGAAGUUUUUCAAUAACAAAACUGAGGCCAUUUGGCCUAAAAUUUUACAUGAACUUUUAAUUGCUUAGUAUUCUUAAUUUAUGUAAUGGAACAAUAUAUCAAACAAUACAAAUGUGUAUUCCUAACACUAUAGUGUCUUCUAGUUGUUCAAGUCCCUUCUGUGCUCAUGAAAAGGUAUUUCACUUUUCUUUUCUUUCUCUGUGCGAUGCUCUCUCUACGGCUGGUUCUGUGUCCGUGAUCGAUGAGAUCGAUGAUCUCAGGCAAUCCAGUGUUUUCCCAUAGAAAAGCAAUAGGAGGCUACUGCACAUGCACAGCAACCACACUGCACAAACCAGAUGGUCUAUUUGAGACCAUUUGAUAAAAAAUGGCAGAGUUUUACUCUGCUACUUAGACGGAAGCGCCUCUAAUGGCUUUCAGGUUUACAUCCACUAGAGGCAUUUAAACCCUGCACUGUAAGCAUUCCCGUUCUGCAGGAAUGCCUGCAGUUGCAGACAUAAAGCUACAGAGACAUGGCACCAGACCACUUAGUUUAGAUGAAGCCGUCUGGAUGCCUAUAGUUUCCCUUUAACCCUGUGAAUGUUAAUCUAUGCAUGGCACAAUAAAGGACUGUUAUAUUGGGACUGUCAUUUAUUGGCAAAAUAAUGUAGAAAUUAUUUAAUGAAAGCUGUUCCCUUCUUUGUUUUGUAUAUGUAUAUGGUUGUACUUAUUAAAGAAGCAUGUUGUAUAACAGCAUAUACGAUAAAUAUAUAUCUUUACUAUUUCUAAGAUUGCUGCAUUUUUAUUUUUUAUUUAUUUGUCUAGAACUGCCAGUCUUGCGUUUGUGUGUGUAAAUAAUGUUGUAUAACCCCUCCUUGUGUGCAAGUUCCUCUGCCUUAAAGUUUAAAUUUGUCAAUAUGGAGUAUGGGGUAAGCCUUGUUUAGUUUGGUUGUAUUUUGGAUUUGUGAAAUCAGUUAAUCCCUCUGCAGGUAUUACUGGGCUAGAGAAGAUCUCUAUGUGAGAGCUGUCAAUGCUGAAUUUCUUUAUGGAUAUGAAUACCUUGGUAACACAGGACGUUUGGUCAUAACCCCCCUCACAGACAGGUAAUGAUUACGUGGAUAAUUCGUUUCCGAUGGUUGGCUGAUCACAGCAGAUGCCGCUGAACAUAAUGCUUUAUAUGUUUUUUUAUGGGUUUAGGUGUUACCUCACACUGACUGGGGCACUGCAUCUAAAAUUUGGAGGUGCUCCUGCUGGGCCAGCCGGGACAGGAAAAACAGAGACCACCAAAGAUCUGGGUAAAGCUCUUGCAAUCCAAACUGUAGUAUUUAACUGCUCUGACCAGCUUGAUUUUAUGGCCAUGGGCAAGUUCUUCAAAGGAUUGGCGAGGUAAGUAAACAAGCAGAGUGAUCCAUUUAUGGUUCUCCCAUAAAUUGCUGCCACUCAUACUGAGAGGAACUGCUCAAAGAUUUUCUUAAACAUUUUUUUUUGUAUUGCUGUAUAUACAGUUCAGGAGCUUGGGCAUGCUUUGAUGAAUUCAAUCGGAUUGACAUUGAGGUCUUGUCUGUGGUGGCCCAGCAGAUUGCUACCAUUCAGAAAGCCCAACAGCAAAGAGUGAGUUACAGUGAAAGUUCCAAAGUUGAAGUGGCACUCUCAUGCCAAACUUACCUUUCUCCUAGUGUUUCCUCUUCUCUUCCUCUUUUAGAACCUGUUUUUCUUUUCUAUAUUUCUGAUCUAGUUUUCAUUGAAACAUACGAUACAGUAGGGACUACUAUGUCUUAUGUGUUUUUUCUACAUUUGACUUUCUUUGACCAAAGGAGGAGCUUAAGUCAGCUCCAUUUCAUGUGUCAAGGAGAAUAGUGAGUACUUUCUAUGACACAGGAAAUGGCUUAAGCUCCUCCUUUGGUCAAAAAAUGUCACCUGUAAGAAAAGUCCCUACUUUGUCUUAUGGUUUAAAGAAAACUAGAACAGAAAUAAAGAAAAGAGGAACAGAUUUUGAUAGAGGGAGAGAAGACGAAGCGAUAGGAGAAAAGAAAGUUCUGCAUGACAGUGCCACUUUAAUGUUCUCUCUUCCCAGGAAGGUUCCUUUAUAUAUUACUUGCUGGUUACUUCUGUAUUGUUUACAUUAUUUUUCUUGCAGGUGGAUCGCUUUAUGUUUGAAGGUGUAGAGAUCCCCUUGGUGUCUACAUGUGCAGUAUUUAUUACAAUGAAUCCUGGUUAUGCUGGACGCACAGAAUUACCUGAUAACCUGAAGGUAGCAUAACUAGAUUACUUACUUUCAUAUAAAGUUAAUCAAGUAUUUACUGGAUAGAAAAUUAUAUUCUCAGUCCUUGUGCAUAACAGUAAUAAUUAUAUCCAUAUAUCCAAUGUAAAUGGUAGUGAUUACUGGAUCUGCAUAUAAUAUAUGUAGCAAUGAUUAUUGUAUUCCUACUUUGUGUUUAUAAGUAUCAUCAUACAAUAAAUGUUUAAAUUGAUUUAUAGGCUCUUUUCCGUCCAGUCGCAAUGAUGGUACCAGAUUAUGCGAUGAUUGCUGAGAUAUCUCUUUACUCUUUUGGUUUCAACAAUGCGAAGAUUCUAGCAAAGAAAAUUACUACAACGUUCAAACUUUCUUCUGAGCAACUUAGUUCUCAGGUGGCUUUCAAAAAACAUAUCCAUCAUCUUAUCUACCACAAAUCUACAACUUACAACUCAUUGACAACUCACUACUCCAUCUUCUAUAUACUUAAACCUUUUGCCUGUUUCCCAAUAAGAGCCUUAUCCUAGCCUUAUCCUAGUCUCCCAGCCACAAAAUACUGCCUACCUCCGAGUCACUGCCCCAUCCAGUAGACUUCUACAACUUACUGUCCUUCUUACAGUCACUGCCUUGUCCUGUACAUUGUUACACUUAUUGCCUGUCUCCAUAUCUCAUCUAUUGUCUUACCAACUUCUCAGAUGUUUUUGUUUUGCAUUGCUACAGAACUAGAUGCUUCACAUUUGAGGUAUCAUUUUUCAGAUGCCUUUGUUUACCUUUCCCCCAUCUCUCCAUCUUUUCCCCCUUCCUUUCUUAUCUUUUUUAGGAUCAUUAUGAUUUUGGAAUGAGAGCUGUUAAAACAGUGAUUUCUGCUGCUGGAAACCUGAAGAGAGAAAAUCCAACCAUGAAUGAGGCAAGUUUUUCUUAGGUUUAUAAUGAUCUAAAUGUUUCCUUUACAGGACAAUUUUGUUGUGAAGAAGGCCGAUAACAAUUAAGGAUUGCUUUCAAGCCUUAUCCUUUAUGGGCAAGAUGCCUAGUGCUUGUAUGAAGUCCAUAAACGAUUUACUAGAUUGUAGGUUGCUUUAACGGUAGACUUGCAGACAUUAGGUCAGAAUAGCUUUUUUCCUAUCAUGGUAAAAUUUGCAUAUUAAUUAAAUGCACAAAGAAAUCAUGUUCAAUAUAUGAAUCCCAUAGGUUUAUGUGUAUGUCAUCCAAAAUAAUGGACAGUCACCUUGUUUGAGGACAAGUGGUUUAUUUAUUUGUGAAGAAAGUGUAAUACAGGCAAUGAUAUCAUGUCUAUGUGUCUUUGCAGGAGCUGAUCUGUCUCCGGGCUAUCCGUGAUGUUAAUGUGCCCAAGUUCUUACAAGAUGACUUGAAGCUCUUCACUGGCAUUGUGUCUGACCUUUUCCCACGGAUUGAGGAAGAACACAUUGAUUAUGGCAGUCUAGAACAAGCAAUUCGCAAAACCUGCAUUCAGAAAAAUCUAAAGGAUGUUGAUGGUGAGGAUACACCGUCAGGGACUUACAACAUUCAUUUCCAGCUGCUCAAGAACUUGUAAAUGAAUACAGAUAGUAUGGCUUAGCUAACUUAGAUAAUAUAUGUUCCUGUAGCUUUGUGAAUAGCAUUCUUCAAGCAGCUAUCUCCUCCAUAUACUAUUUCUCUGCCAAUGGACAAAUGUGUUGAUGCAGAUAAUAUUCUUCUUUCUUUUCUAGGCUUUGUAACAAAAUGCAUCCAGCUCUAUGAGACAACGGUGGUGCGGCAUGGUCUGAUGCUUGUAGGUCCUACAGGUUCGGGGAAAACACAGGUGAGAUAUAAACAUAGUCAUAGUUGUUACAUGUUCCCAGCGUAUGUGUUGUGGUUUUUUUCCAGAGUUCACUUUUAUGAAAGUGCUUUGUGUUUAUUGACAAGAAACAUUUCUCUAAUGUGUCAAACAAGGCAUUUCUAGGGUGAGUUAUGAUAGGCAUUUUUUAACUGUCAUACAUCCUUUCUGUUUUUUCAUUAAUUUAUAAUAUUUAUAUUAUUCUUUGACCACAAAUGUUAACGAUAUCACGUUGUUACAUUAGAAGACACUGAAUGUAUCUCUAUGUAGAGCAAAGUCAAAAAUCAGUAUGGAAACUGAGUUCUGAGCAUUGUACAAAAAUAUAUAUACCUACUUAAUAUGCAGAAAUACUGAUAAUGUUUAUCAAUCCAAUUGGUACUAAUAGUUCACAAAAAGGAUGGUCUUAGAUAUCAGAAUCACCCCAUUUAUGUAACAGAGUAUGAGAAUCGGUUAAAAUGAUACAUAACAAGGCCCCAACACAGAGUUUUUUAAAAUCACAUUUUAUUGAAUUUUUUAGUUAUUACAGAGAUACAACAGAGCUAGCAAUGAGGAGGCACGCAGGCCUCUAUAUAUAGAGAUAUAUAUAUAUAUAUAUAUAUAAAACGAUUAUUAAAAUUUAGAAGGCAGUAAAGGCAGAUGGAUUAACAAUGUGUAGAAAUGGUACAAUUUGCAGGUGGGAAAUGAGAAAUAACUCAAGGGUAUUAACCGUGGGGUGCCCUGGAGUGCGACAUAGCACUUAUUGGUCAUUACUCUACGGAAGUCAAAUUUCCAAAUUGUGUCAGGAGCUUUCCCUGCUCAUGGUAGGAUCAGUAGCGGUUGAGGGAACAUUAUGGCUGAAAGUGCCCUAUGUCAACAGUGAUAACAUUGACAUUACGAUUCAAGAUCUCCCUUCCAUAUGGCGGGGUUAUUACAGUAGCUUUGCCACGUCUCCCCACAUACACGCAAGUGUGUUUCAUAAUCGCUACUUUGUGUUACAGUUUCAGACACAAAAAUCCUAAUCUCUGUAAGAGUGAAAGGUGAACCAUCCACGUUGUUAUUUUGGGGCAGCUCCACCAGAUAUGUUCGACUGUCUCCUCGCCUGUGCCCCACCUCCAGCAGGAUGGGGAUAUACUUGGAAAUAUAGGAGAGAAGGCGUUCUGUAUCAUGAUGACAGUAGUUUGUAGUUAGUUUCUUGAUACCUAGAGCUAAUCCAGCUCUAAUGGUUUAAAAUUAAUACUUUUUCCCACUGUGUGUCUUUGAGCAUCUUGUUUAGCAGUUCUUCCCAUCGCCUCUUGAAAGUUGUCUUCGUGUUUCUGUCCACUAUUAGUAGAUGUUGGUAAAGGACGGAAAUGGCCUUCUCCAGGGUAUAACCCCCAUCACAGAGGCCCUCAAACCACGUCAAGGUUAGAUGCAGCAGUGCUGUGUUGGGGAUCUGUUGGUAACAGUGUCGCAGUUGGGAAUGCUGAAAUUUAAUGAGAAGAGUCGGGGCUUCUUCCCCCAUGAUGUACUUCGUGAGGUUCAAUUUGAGACCUGAUAAGCUGCCAUAGGUAUCAAAUGCUAUCAUCAAACAUGGCAAGGUAAUCUGUGGAUUGAUAACAAAAAAGAGUAUUUCGUCCACAUAAGUUGCCACUUUAUGUUCCGAGACCUUGCAUUGGAGUCCUGAGAUGUCUUAGUUUUUUCGGACCGCAAUGAGGAAUGGCUCGAGGGAGAUGGCAAACAAUAGAGGUGAAAGAGGGCAGCCCUGCCGUGUGCCAUUAAGGAUCCAGGGAUAAAACCUGUCUGCUCUGGGUGGAUAAGAUCAGGUAGACAUGCUUGCAUCCUGGUCGGUGAACAAUUUAACGUUCACAUUCAAAAGAGAGAUGGUAGCUAACGCAGUUUUCGGGGUCUUUAUUUGGCUUCAUUAGCACUGUGAUCAUUACAGCUAAUGGCUCAUUGUAGAAAUUUCCCCCUUUUGUUAGCUUAAUCAGGGCUUUUAUUAGUCUGGGUAUCAGGGGGCCUUAUAGUAUCCAAGGGUAAAGCCAUCUGGUCCAGGUGGUACCAACACAGAGUUAUUUCAACAAUUAUCUGACUCUUGCCACAUAAAUGACAGGCUCAUCUUCAUGAAAUGGAGUUUCUUGUUAGCAAAUUGUACUUUGUAUUGUUAGUUAGCACAGCUGCUAAGAAACACUAGAACAGCAGAAAUUAAUCAGGCUGUCAAGUAUAUUUUGAUGCCUGCUAGAGUUGUGUUACUACUAUCCUAGCUAGAAUACACAUACCUCUACUCAUCCAAAAUGCCUAUAUCCCUCACUCCCCAGACAGCCUGCUCCUCUCCCUCCCUAUCAUGCCAUUUAGUCUAUUAAUCUUGUUUAGAUGGAGUCAUCACAGUCCAGAGGAUGACAAGCAAUAUCAAGGAAAUGUUUGUACUUACCCUGUGCAGAGUGCACAGUUGUAUUACUGUAUCUUGCAGAUGUGGGCAGUUGCUCUUAUAUAAGAUGGUGUCAGCUACUGGGCUGAUGGAAUCUGUUGUUCUCUGUUGGACCUCUUUAAUUUAACAGGCUAGGACCAAAUACUUUUCUAAUGUACGCUGAAGUUUAAUGUUACCCAGAUCAUGUUUUGUUUGUAUUGAGUUGUAAAAAAUUAUUGUGUUUGCUCAGUGUUAUAUAGUGCUUGCUGCUGCCCUUUCAUCACUUAAAGGGAUGCCAUCAGUCAGUGGAGGGACCUAUGAGACUGUACACUACUACAUUUUGAAUCCAAAAUCCAUCACAAUGGGUCAGUUGUAUGGAGAAUUUGACCUUUUAACACAUGAGUGGUAAGAAUAUUAUUAUUUUAAAAAUAUGUAUGUCAUAGUAAUAAUUUGUAAAUCUUGGAUUUCUUUGUUAAAACAAGUGAUGGGAAAUAACACUUCCAAUGUGUUUAACUUCAAAGGACAGAUGGAAUCCUCUCGUCACUUAUUAGAGGUGGUGCCACAUCAACAGAGCCUGACAAAAGGUGGUACAUGUUUGAUGGACCUGUAGAUGCUGUGUGGAUUGAGAAUAUGAACACAGUCCUUGAUGAUAACAAGAAGCUUUGUCUGAGCUCAGGAGAGAUCAUUAAACUUACAGAGGUAAUCAAAACCUAGAGUUUGAAGAACCUCAAUUUUCCACCAGAUAUUGACAGCUUUCAUGAGAUGUUAAGGUCAUUUAUUUAACCAGCAAAUCAUAACAAAUAUCACCUCUGCUUUCUUUAAAUUUGUUAAACUCAUGCUCAUCCAAUUCUUGACAUCUUUACUUGUGGCUCAUAACCAUGCUAUAUCUAAGAAUAUAUAUGUAUGAGUGUACGAAUGUGUGGAAAAAGAUCAUGUUCUAUGAGUGAUAAAUGCUUAGUGCCAUACUCCAAGCUGUGUCAAGGUGUCUUCCUCUUUGGAGCUGCUUCAUCUCAAUGCACAAGCAAACCAAAGGAAGAGGUCAUAUUAUCAAUUCUACUCCUGCCCAUCACACUAUAAACUUUAUAUCUUCUUCACAUUAAGUUUUAUCUAUAACAGACCUGUAAGUUUUAGUACCUCCGUAAGAUUUAGACUUAGAACCAUGUGGAUUCCAGUUUAUCACUUCUAUCAAUUAUGUCUCCAUGACAAAACCACUGAUUACCAUAAUACCGCACACCCUAAAACACGUCAAUCACCCGCUGACAUUUAUAAAAAUGGCAAACUUCAUUUUUGUAAUCCAAGGGUUUUCACAUCGUGCCAUCUGUUCUGCUUCCUUCUUAAACACUGCAUAAUAUGUCUUUAACAUGACAGUUACAUAUUGCUUCUUUUCAGGCCAUGACCAUGAUGUUUGAGGUGCAAGAUCUCGCGGUUGCAUCCCCAGCUACUGUUUCUCGUUGCGGAAUGGUGUAUCUGGAACCCAGUGUCCUUGGUCUAAAGCCUUUUACUGAAUGCUGGCUCAAUACUAUCCCAGCCUUCAUGAAACCCUAUAGAGAGCAGCUGGACUCUUUAUUUUCUCGCUUUUUGAAGGUAACAGACCUUUAACAUAGGACACUUUAUUAGUAAACAUGUCUUAAGUUAUUUUAGUCCACAUAACAACCUUAUGUUAUAUAGAACCUGAAAUUUCCACUGCAGUGAAAUGUUUCAUUUUUGUCAUUAGUUUCAGCCACACCAAAUAUGUGGCCCCAUGCCUUGGUCAGAUAGCUCGGUGAAUAGUGACAUAGCCUUUGAAUCUCUACAGAGAACUGUUAUUUAUGUUUACGUUAUUAAUUGUUUGUGUUUGUGUAUAACAUAUUAAUUUUGUAUUACUGGCACUUUUGGAACUACAUGUGAAAGCGUAUAAUUUAACUUGUGUAUAUUAGCUGAAUAGAAUGUCUGGUUUGUAAACCCCAAAAUAAUUAACCAGCAUUGUAAAAUUCCAGAGAAUUUAGUGGCACCUAUAUGUCACACGCUAAUCAACACUGGGCAUUAAAAAAAUAUGUAUGUGUUAGUUUUUCAAAAGUCUGUUCUUUUUUUUUUGAUAAUUCUUUAUUUUCAUUUCAUAGGUCAAGUAAACAUUCUUACAAAAAGAAUAAAUGGUUAGGUGGGUAAGAACAGUGGGGGAUAACAUUGAGUUGUCCGUGGGUAGGUCUGGCAUUGAAGUCUCCGAGAGUGUGUGUUAUACCGUCUGUUGUGGACCGGUGUGUGGUGGUGUCUCGUGCGGUCUCAGAUUAGGCAAUGGUCCGUUUUGUCGCCUGGUAUGGCUGAGGGGGGAGGCAUAACUUGUGAGUCAGCUGAGCCAGAGAUGUUAGUCCAAGUCUGUUGGGGGGGGGGGGUGGCUGAUUUGGGGGUUGCUGUCUGGAGUAGAUUUGUUGGGAGAGGCUGAGUCAGCAGAGCCCAUUGGGUAUGUCGUUUUCUAUGUUCAAGGGGGCGAUGGGGCGGGUAAGGUGGGUGUGUGGGAGACUGGGGUGGGGGGUGUUGUGGGAGAGAAAAGGCGGGAUGGUGCUGCCCUCUUGAGUACCCCCCAAGGCCCUUUGUGGAAUGGGGUAGGUUAAGGGCGGUAGGGGGAGCGAGCCUCAGAUUUGCAUCAUGUUGUGGUUUUGCUUGGGUGGUGUUGGUUGGUGGGAUUGCCGCGGGUCACCAUGGGAGGGUAUUGUUCCCUUCCAGCCAUGGGUCCCACACUUUGUGGAAUGAGUUGGGGGUGUCAUGUGUUUGUUCAGUCAGCUUAUCCAUGUUUACGCUGUCAGUUAUUUUAGUGUGUAUUUGCAGUUGGGUUGGGAUGCGCGGUGUGGACCAUGUUUCCGCUAUUGCUCUUUGGGUGGCUAGGGCUAUUCUGGCAAUGAGUUUGUUUUCGUUACGAGUGAAGAUGUCAAUGGGUUUGGAGAGGAGAAGGGCCCAAGGGUCUAGAGGUACUGGUUUGUUAAGUAAUCUGGUUAAGAGUGUAGUUAGCGUUGUCCAUAGGGGAGCGACUUUGGGGCAGGUCCACCAGCAGUGGAGAAACGUGCCAGCAUCGCCGCACAGUUUCCAACAUAAGUUGUUGGGAAGUUGUUGCAUUGCCUUUAGGCGGAGGGGGGUGAGGUACCACCUAAAGAGCAUUUUGUAGGCCUGUUCCUUAUGGGUUACGCAGGUGGAGAUGGAUUUGGUGGCAGUCCAAAUGUCUGCCCAGUCAGUGGCGUCCUCAGGGGGCCCCAAGUCGCUCUCCCAUGCUGCGAUGUAUGGGAGUGCUAUUUGGGUGUGAUGCGUGGUUAGGGCUGUGUAGAGGUUUGAUAUUUGUCUCUUUCUGGCCGGGGAGUUGAGGGUGUCCCUCUCAAACCCUGUCAGGGCCAAGGUGGCUGCUAAGUGAACCGUGUCUGAUGCUGCAAGGCUACGGAGUUGGAGAUAUCGAAAGUAGUCAUGGGUGGUUAACGAUUCCGAAUUAGGAACCUCUGCAUAUUGUAGGAGUUUACCAUUGGGGUAAAGGUGUCCUAGUCUAACUAUGUCUCUGUCUUUGAAGUGGGCGUAGUGCCUUGGAGUAAGGCCGGGUGGAAACAUUUUAUUACGGAGGAUUGGGGUGAGGGGUGAUAGGCCAGUAGAUAGGUCGAAUUUGGCGCUUAGGCAAUCCCAGAGGUCCAAGGAAUGGGUAAUCGUUGGAGAGGUGGGGGGAGGCAGAGGCCUAUGCUGUUUUGGGAUCCACAUGUAUUGGGAGGGGUGGUCCUGACCAAAGAUGAGGUGCUCUAGGUCUACCCACCUCUUGUGAGCGGGGGGGAAGGUGCCAGUGUUGGAUUUGUGUGAGGUGGGCGGCAUGUAGAUAGUGUGUGAGGUUGGGGAGGCCUAGUCCUCCAGAGGGUUUUGGUACAUACAGUGUGGUUCUGCGGACUCAGGGUCUCCUGCCAUUCCAGAUGAAUCGGUCUAUUGCUGUUUGUAAGAGUUUGAGGUCGUGUUUUUUGCAGGGGAUGGGUAGUGCUUGGAAGGCAUAGAGGAAUUUGGGUAGGAUGUUCAUUUUAAUCGAGGCUAUCCUCCCAAGCAGCGAGAUGGUCAUGGGCUGCCAACGUUCAAGGUCCAGGAGUGCUUUGUGUAAGACAGGGGGGUAGUUGGUGGCGUAUAAGGUGUUGGUGUCGUUGGUAAUUUGGAUGCCUAGGUAUAUUAUGGUCGUUGGGCAGAUACGAAAGGGGAAUCUGCGUUUGAGGGUGUUCAUGGUGGAUGUGUCGAGAUUGAGCGGCAUAAGGUCUGAUUUUGCGGCGUUUAAUUGGUAUCCUGAGAUUGUUGAGUAGUCGUGUAGGGUUAAAAGUCUGUUCUUAAGUAACAAAAAUCCUACCUAUUCUUAGCUUCAGAGCUUGCUUUCUGCAGCUAAACUAAUCUGCCCACUUUCUUUUCCCAGCAUAAACUUCCUUGUUAGUGCUUGGCAGUGACCAAUCAAAUGCUUCUCAGAGAGAAGCAUUGUGGACAUAUGGAACAUAAAAUAGCAUUUUAUGAACACUUAGUCAAGUAACGAUUGAGUAAAUAUUCCACACACAUAUUUGGAAUAUAUAUAUAAAUAUAAAUAUAUAUAUAUAUAUAUAUAUAUAUAUAUAUAUAUAAAUGCAUGAAGAUAGAUAUUAGAAGAAAAUAUCUAUAACAUCAUUAAACAGUUGAAUAUUGAAUAUUUUACAAAUUAGUUUAAAACAUACAAAAUAAUGAGCUUCACAGGGCUGAGCAGGGAAAUAAGAAGGAAACGUUUGAAAGUAAACACUCUGCUGAAGAGCUUUGCUGCUGUCUAACUAAUAUCUAUCUCCCUAGGAAGUGUGAAGGGAAGUAGCAUGUGAUGUGAGCCAGGGGAGGUAUGGCUAGUGCUUAUUUACUUGCCAUCAAUAGCUCUGUAGAGCACAGGGGUAAUGGUAAACAAGUAAAACUUAAUGCUGGGAAACAUAAAUUGUAAUUCAUUUUAAACAGCUUAUUAUUCUGCGACAAUUUAUUUUUUUAACAAACAUUAACCAAGUUUUCUAUUGUUUUCAGGAUGCCAUCAUGUUUGUGCGUCGCUCUGUUAAAGAAAUCAUUGCGUCAACUGACAACAAUCUGGUCAUGAGUCUUCUUAAGCUGUUAGAUUGCUUCUUUCAACCUUUUAUCCCACAAGAGGUACUUAUAAGUCUGGCAUGGAUAGACAGGGUGUAGAGAGAAAGUAAGACAAUAUCUAUAAUUGAUACAAUGUGUUAUUCAUCACGGGUAUGGUGGUGGUACAUGCCAAUUUAAUUUACACCAAGUCUGUUCUUUACACUAUUACUGAACUAAUUCUGUGUUCCCAGGGACAAAAGAAAAUUGCAAAGGAGAAGCUUAGCCGCAUAGCGGAAUUGAUAGAGCCUUGGUUCUUCUUCUCUCUGAUUUGGAGUGUUGGAAUCACCGGAGACUCAAAUAGCCGUGUCCUGUUCAGCAAGUGGCUGAGAGACAAAAUGAUUGCUGAGAAGGUAAAGCAUUGUAAUAUACCCAUCUCUGACAUUCUGGAACAGGAAAUUAUGUAUUUCAGGAGACACACAAUGAAAUCCUGGGUUUCCAGCUAUACCUUUUCAUCCAGUUUGCUUUCAUGUUUUCCCACAAAAUGUCUCUUGUUUUUUUAUCUCCCUCCUUUGUAUUUACUCCUCUAGUAAACAGGGACUAGUUACACUCCUAUUUACAUCAACCAGAAAUGGCUUGAAAUUUUAAUCUGGUCCCAGAUCAGGCGAUAUGAAAUGAAAAACUAUGGGAUUAGAUCAUAUCUAGUGGGAUCCUGCUUUAGAUUUCCUCCUAUUUAUGUAUUUUUUUGUUCUUUCAUGAUAAGUUUCUCUACUCCAUGUUUGCUAAUCUGCAAAUCUCUUACUUCUCUUUAUUGUUACGAUGUCUCCACAGGCGGUAAUGCUUUUCCCAGAUCAAGGGCUGGUGUACGACUAUAAACUGGAUGAUGCAGGAAUUAGCAGUAGAGCCGAUGAGGAUGAUGAGGACGUUCAGAGAAAGGUAAGAGGCAUCAGUAACUAAUGGGAGGUUAUGCUGUACAAUCCCUGCCAUUUAGAUUCAAAGAAUAGGUUGACAUAUAUACUAUUCCCAAAGAGUAACUGUUUAAAAGCAGAUAGGUCUGUUUUUUGCUGAUGCUGCUUUGUUUUGCAUCUAUGGGAGCCUCUGUUUUCCCCUGUCCAUGAUUUAAUGUCGACACCAAUCAUUUCUAUUUGUUUAGGUGAGUUGGGUGAACUGGAUGGAAUCAUCUGCUCCUUUUUCCAUUGCCCAUGACAGCAGCUAUGCAGAUAUCAUUGUCCCAACUCUUGACACCGUUCGCAUGUCUCAAAUCCUUGGAAUGCUUUUGACCAAUAAAAAGCCAGUAAGUAUCUCUAGGUCCGUUAUAAUAUUAUGUAUUUCCAGGAACAUAGGUGGCAUUAUUUUAUUGAGGUGGGUGUUGGUUAGGCAUCAAAAAGAGACACUGGUAUAUUGUGAAGAAACAUAUUAGGCUUUACUUGUGUAGAUAAAACAGCAAACAUUUAGAGCAUAUCAGUUACUUGAAAUAGCAGCCAGCAUAGUGAAAGGUAGAGAGACAAAGAGCAAGUGAAAAAUCAAAAAGCUUCCAUUCCGUGAGUUCUAACAAGUUGAUAUACAUAUAUAAACAGUACUCUAAACUGCACAGUGCUAUCUACAGCUCAAGUGCUAAGCAUAUAUAUAUAUAUAUAUAUAUAUAUAUGUUAUGCAGUACAUGCUGUUGUAUCUCCCAACAUUAGGUCUUAUUUAAAAAAAUUCUCUAUAUGAUUGUGUGCAGGGCCGGUGCAAGGAUUUCUGCCGCCCUAAGCAAAGAUUAAUUUUGCCGCCCCCUCAUGUCACUCACUCACUGACAGACACGCACUGACAGACACACACACUCACUGACAGACACACAAACUCAUUGAAAGACACUCACUAACACAUACACGCACUCUCUGACAGACAUACACUCUCUGACAGACACACAAACACACACACUCACUGACAGACACACACACUCAUUGAAAGACACUCACUAACAGACACACACACACUUACUGACAGACAUACAAUAACUCACUGACAGACACACAAACACACACUCACUGACAGAAAUAUACUCACUCACUGAGAGGCACACAAACACACACACUCACUGACAGAAAUAUACUCACUCACUGACAGGCACACAGACACACACACUCACUGACAGGCACAGACACACACUCACUAACAGACACACACACACACUAACAGACAUACACUCACUCACUGUUAUUACAGAGGGUGCGCGAGGGAGGAGUGAGGCUGCUAGAACAGCCUCCCUCGCCGCAUGCCAGCUCCAUCUGCUCUCCUACUCUCCUCGCCCCUCUCACCGGCAUUUAGUGGCAGAGCAGGCACCUGCCAUCAAGGUAAGCGGGUGCCUGCUCUGCCUUACCUAGCUCUGCAUCAGGGGCGCCCUGAGGUAGCCAUAUGGCCACCUCCUCGGUCCCCUGUGACAGGGCUCCUCUCUGCCCGGCGCUGGGGGCAGCUCAAGAGUCACUCUCCCAGUGCUGCGGCCCCAAACAGGGGGAGCCCACCAGGAAACAUCCCAGUGGGUGCCCCCAGCAGGCCGGCACCCUAGGCGAAUGCCUAGUUCACCUAACGGUUGCGCCGGCCCUGAUUGUGUGACUAUGCUUCACAAUAUGGAUCCAGCAGAUUUAUUCAUGAACAUGUGACUAUGAACAUAGGCUGAACAGGUGAAUAUUGUAAAGCGCUACGGACUAUGCUGGCGCUAUAUGAAUACCAGUAAUAAUAAUAAUAAUAUGUACAGGGAUGUACGUUAUGUGUACUUGGUUACAUAAUAUGCAAUAUGCAGUUAUGUUGCUCUAUUUAUCUGCUGCGUUUCUAUGUUGUUCUAUGCUACCAGACCAUAGGUGGUAUACACGAGCCAGCUUUGUAAUUAUUCUGACAUAUCCAAUGGAUUUAUGGAUUUACUUCAUGUGUACAGGUUCUGUGUGUUGGGCCCACCGGGACCGGAAAGACUCUUACAAUAUCUGACAAGCUGCUCAAGAAUCUUCCACAUGAAUUUAUCAGUCACUUCCUCAUGUUUUCAGCAAGAACUUCAGCCAAUCAGACGCAAGAUCUUAUUGACAGCAAACUGGACAAAAGGCAAGGAUACUAAUCAAGUAAUGUAUGGAGAGAUAUCAAUAGAUGACAUAAUAGAGGUCCAGGCACUCCUUGGUUCAAGACAGGUACUUUAUUAGGAAUCACAACAGCAAUGUUUAGACCCCAAAAGGUCUUUGUCAAGCUUGACAAAGACCUUUUGGGGUCGAAACGUUGCUGUUGUGGUUCCUAAUAAAGUACCUGUCUUAACCAAGGAGUGCCUGGACCUCUAUUACUUUAUUCAUUUUUGGAAAUCUGGUGUUUGAUUCCGGUUCAGCAAGCACCCUGGCUCAGAUUCAUGGUAGUGAGUGCAGUUCCACACACACUACUAAAAUCCAUAGAUAAAAACCACUGUUAAAGCACUUUCUGCACGAUGAAUAUGUAUGUCCACAUAAUUCAUACAAUAAAAACAUAUUUGGCUUGUUUACAGUAUUUUCACAGUUUAAACAAUAACAUCAAACGAAAGUUGUUUAACGCCUUCGGGAGCAGUGACAUAUUAGAAUUGGUAGUUAACUGUCAGGAUCGACGUAGAACCCAAAUGUGCAGACUAUAACACAACAAAUAGACAAGCGGUAUACCCGUCCUUAGUGUGGCCGGGCUAACAUUAGAGUCCCUAUAAAGUAUACAGGAAUUUUUGUAGAUAAUUCAUUUUAAAGAUUUUUUUUUUUAACAGAUUGGGAUCAUUUGAAAAGCUUAUCCAAAAAUAUAAAAUUGAAGCAUUUAUCUUUUAGAAAGAUAAAUAAAUAAAAUAUAUAAACACAUAGAUAGAGCAUUACAUAUGAAAACACAUUUUACUGGUGAUUUGCAAUGUAUUUUUCUAUGUUGGGAAGAAGAUAGGUUACAGUCAAAUCCUGAUAGCAUCAUUUCUUGCUUUAGACAGUACACCCAAUUCAGAUUGUAGCAGCAAAUUAGGCUUUUUUAGAGAGUGCAACCAAUUUAGACUCUUGAUUUAGAGUAUAUAUACUGUAUAAACCCUAACAACAAAUUAUCCAUCAUAUUUAAAGAGCUAUUCAGGAAAAUUAGAUAUGUACAGUGUGCAUUACUAGCUCAAACAGCAAAAACAAAUACAGCAAGCUCUGACAUAUUUGUAUAUUCGUUGUGUCUUUACAGGAGAAAGGGGGUAUUUGGACCACCUCUUGGGCGCUACUUUAUCUUCUUUAUUGAUGAUCUAAACAUGCCUGCACUUGAGACAUAUGGAGCACAACCACCCAUUGAGUUGCUCCGUCAGUGGAUGGACCAUGGUGGCUGGUAUGACCGCAAGCAGAUAGGUAUAUGGACAUUUAUCAUUAUUAUUAUUGGCAUUUAUAUAGCACCAACUUAUUCUGCAGUGCUUCAUCAUAACUGCAUUUUAUUUAUGCAACUAGUGUCUUACUUUCUUUAAAUGUUUUCUAAGAAAAUAAAAUUAUAAUUCCAUCACUGCACAGUUAAGCAUGGAUUCACUUGGAGUUCAGUAAUCAUAUAACAGAAAUUUGGGCUUUUAAAGGUCACAAAAUUAGUUUAUGAAUGGUGGGAUGGGAGUUACAUAAAUGGACAUAUAAUAACUUAUAUUAGGCCAGGCGUUCCAAAAGCUUCAAGAGGGAAGCUGUAUAUGCCAAAAGGAGUUGGAGUCUCCAGUCUGCUUAUCACCAACUGAUUAAACAAUGUUCUAAUUUAGAACACUGCCAUGCAGAUACAAGCACUUAAAAAUAUAGGCAAGACUGACCAAAAACACGCACUAUCUUAUGUAAUAUUUCAAUUGUGCUUUCCUUCUGCAGGAGUUUUCCGUAAUUUAAUGGAUAUCAAUUUUUUAUGUGCCAUGGGACCGCCAGGUGGUGGCAGGAACCCAGUGUCCCCACGGCUUACCCGGCAUUUUAAUUUCUUGUCCUUCACUGAGAUGGAAGACAGCAGCAAGAGCAGGAUCUUCUCUACCAUCCUUGGUAGCUGGAUUGGUGAGUGAAGACUCAAUGACUUAUUAGAGUGGGGAUAGAGGCAGUAGUGUAUGGAGAAGGUGUGUAGUAGAUGGAGAAGAAAACAUAUUAAACAAGACAGGGAUAAGAUGUAAAGAAGAAAAAUACAUUAUAGGAUGGAAAAGUGCAUUACUGAAAGAUAAAUAAAGGAAAGUAUUUAUCGUCAUGUGAGUGAAGUCACAAACAGUCCUGAAAGGGUAAAUAAUAUAAGGGAGGCUCAGCUAUGUCAGAGAGGUGGUGCAUGUGAGGAAGGUAUGGCUGGUGUGAGUAAGGAGGGUUGUCAGAAAGUUAUGUGCCAUGUGGUGGAUUAAAUGAUGUGAGGGAGAUGGAGUCAUACAUACAUUAAUCAUUUUCGUCUUUGGUAAUCUGAGAAAGAUGGGGAACCAUUAAAGAGAAAAAGUCAUGGGACAUAGUGGGAGGUGGAUUAUUGGAUAUUGAUUCAUUUACAUUUGUAAAUGAAUGUCUAGUAGUGUGAGAGAGUGAGGUAUGUAAGAUUGGGCGAGAAAUAUGGAGAGGAUAGAUGUAAUAGAGAGAGAAUUGAGAUGUGAAUAAAGUUAAGGUGAAUAUGAUAGCUGUAAAGGUGAAAUAAGUGUAAGAGAUGUGAAUUUGGAAUUUCUAAGAUAAAUGUGAAGGUGGAAUUUGGAGAAAUUUUUUUAAGAAUUUGUGAGUGGGGGCUAGAGGAAUGAGGGAGCAUGUGGGAAAGGUGUGAAGGUGUUAUAUGUAGAGUUAUGUCAGGGAAUGACAAAUGAUGUAGAGGAGGUUGGAGGGGAAUAAAAUGAUUGAGUUAUGGCUGUAUGCAGGAAUGGAAAGAGUCUUGUUAGGCUGCCAUAAAGAACUGUUGGUGCAGUGAGAAUACCGAUAAUUAUCAUAGAUAGAUAGUGGUGUUAAUAUGUGAGAUAUAAAUUGGAUAUAUAAUCCAGAAAUACUGAGUGUUUCUUUUUCCUCGUUGGAUUACUUGUAGAGAUAUAUAGCAAUCAGUACCAGCAGAGUGUUAUGACAUCUAGUUAUCCUAGUUGGAUAGGAAGUUCUACUUCUUUUACAUGGUCGCCCGCAGCCCCACCUGAGUCAUUCUUUCUCUCUGUGACAAUUUGUAACAAGCUAUUUCACCCAUUAUUUUGGACAUUUGACUGCUUAUUGACCCGUGUUACCUCAUGUUAUCUCAUGUCUCAGAGCGGUCACUUUAUAUAAUCUCAAUGAUUGGCCAUCUGUUACCUUCCAGACUAUCACCUUGUGCCCUUCCUAAUGCCAUGCUUUUUAUCAGUGGUGGAGUUUGUUUUCGAUUUUCUUUCCUUACAGCAGGGGCACCAGCAGUGCAGCACCUGACGGGACAGUUGGUCGAUGCCACCAUUAAGAUGUAUAAUACUAUUAUAUCUCAGUUGCUCCCUACGCCAGCAAAAUCUCACUACACAUUUAAUCUUCGAGACUUGUCGAAGGUAUUUCAGGGAAUAUUAAUGGCAGAACCAUCUAAAAUGGAGGUGAGUGUUCUAAUUGCUGGUAUCCAUUCAGGAUGUACUGUAUUUAACCUAACUUAUCAUCAGUUAAAGUACUAGAGUUAAAGUGUAGCCAGGGCAAUAAUGCCAAAAAAAAGCAAAUUUCAGUAUUAUUGAUAAAUUUGAAGAGUUAAUAUAACCCUUUUGAAAGGGGCCAUUAUCAACGUAAUAUGCAUUAUUGGGCACUAUAGGGAAGGUCCCCCCCUUCAAUUAGCAGUACAACCUGCAAACAAAAGUUUUUACUAACCUGGAAUCCAGUACCGGGCAAACCUUCUGGCACUGAUUUACCACCCACCCCCUCCGACAUCACUGGGGCUCGCGCUGGUCCAAUCACAGGCUUCUCAUAGAGAAGUCUGGGAUUGGACCAUUUUGCUGGCUCAAAGCAAAUGCGCACGCUCUGGACGGGUGAGGGAAUAGAGGUAGGGAGUGAAGAGGAGGGAAGCAGGAGGUAGCAAUGUGGGAGCGGAGAGCCAUCAUCCUAUUGCUCGGCCUGCAAGAAGACAAUUUUCACGUCUGUUCAUAGUGUGCAGUGCUCGCUGUAAACAGACAUAUUUUAAGCACAGAAUUGACAUUAAACCGGGCUGCCAAUGUCACGUGUGCUGGGGGUGCAACUAGCACAAGUGCAAACAUCUCUGUAUGUGCAGUGGUUCGAGCUGAAACACUGCACAUACUGACUCCUACCACCAUGACCUCUUUAAAUCACUGAAAUGGUGAUUCUGGUUGGAGUAUCUCUUAAAGAAGUAGAACUUUUCACUAGGCAUUAAUUGUUAUUGUAACUAGAAGGCUAUUUAUGAUUAUGAAUUAAAUUAGUGCAUAAACUUUGCAAUCUCAACACAUUCUUCAUUUAUAUCUUAAAAUGUACUGGUAAUUGACAAUCCACCAUUGCUUCACAAGUAAAAGGUGUGUGGUGGUAAAGCCAAUGUCUUACAUUCUUGUAAUUCUAUCAGGACAAGUUUCAGCUCUUGAAGCUGUGGUAUCACGAGUCCUGCCGCGUAUUCCAGGACCGCUUAGUGAACCAGGAAGAUCGGAACUGGUUUGAUGAGCUAAUGAAGGAAAGAAUGCAGGAAUUUGGUGCAACCUUCGAAGAGGUUGUCCCUCAGCAACCUGUGCUGUUUGGAGAUUUUAUGUCUCUAGGGGCAGAUACAAAACCCUACCAGCUCAUUACCGACCGAGAAAAGGUAAUUAGGCAACAAUUUUGACUUCAGUUUUUCUACUGCCCCCUGAUUGCAGGGGGCUCUGGUACUGUUGGCUUCUUCAUGUUGAAGUAUGUUUGUGUUUCUGUAUGGGGCUUUUUAUGUGAAGAGUUCCAUUUGUUUUCUGAAUUUAUUUUAGAUUUUUUGUUGUUUUUUUUUUUUUUUUAUAUAGUGUUUUAGGGUCCCUGUGUCUUGUUCACUCAGUUAUAUGUGUGAGAGAUAUUGGUUUACUUGUAUGAUUAUAAAUAGCAUAAUCGUUGUAGCAAGGUUAUUCACUAAAGGUAGAAUUGCUGGGAAAUUCAAAGUCAAUUUAAAAAUUUAGACCAAAAAGCCACAUUAGAAAAACUCUUAAGUGUAUUUUCUUUUCAGGUACGUACCUUUCUCAUACAUUUUUUUUAAUCUAUGGGAAGCCAGUGAUCAUUAACUGAAACUCUCUAUCACCGCAGCCAAUGCCAAGGCUUCAGCCUUGAAACUUGGGGUCAAAGGAGGAGACACAGAAACCUGGAGGACAGGUGCUGUCUGCAGCACUUCGGUGGUUAAACUGUUCAUAAACGAUUUGACCCCUUUAGUUAUUACAGCAUCCAGCACCUCCAGGCGCCAUAAUAACUUAAUUGUAAUGAAGUUGUUAUGGUGCUUAGUGUGUUUUUUUAAAUCUGAAUUUCACUUUGAAUUCCCAGCAAUUCUCACUUCAGUAUAUUACCCUGUAUGUGUUUAUGUAUGUGUUCAGAGGUCCUAUUUCCUGUUUGUUAGGGGCACUAUUCUUGCGUGUUCAUACAUAUGUCUGGUAUGCUGCUACCUGUAUGUCUGUAGGCAUUUUGUUUGUUUCUGUGUGUCCGUAUUGGUGUGCCUGGUCUUCUGUAAGUGUUUUUUGUUGCUCUGCUUUUCUUCCAGCUCCAUCGUAUAAUUGAGGAAUAUAUGGAGGAUUUCAAUCAGAUCAACACCGCGAAGAUGAAGCUGGUUCUUUUUAUGGAUGCCAUUCAACAUAUUUGUCGAAUCAGCCGCAUCUUACGACAACCACUAGGAAAUGCUCUUCUGCUUGGUGUGGGAGGCAGCGGGAGACAGUCUCUAACUAGACUGGCAAGUCACAUGUAAGGAUAGUUCACCUUUAUUAAUACUGUGCCACAUAAAUACCCAAUGAACACUGUGCACAAUCUGCCUAUCAUUGAUGUGAGUCUGUUUUUUUGAAUGUCAGUCUUUUGUAUUUAAAUAUAAGAUAUCUAUAUUUGGCGAGUCUUUGAUGUUCUGGGUAAUGCAUCCUGUCUUCUCAGGUCAGAAUAUGAAUGCUUCCAAAUUGAACUGUCCAAAAAUUAUGGGAUGACUGAAUGGAGAGAAGAUAUAAAGGGUAUCCUGCUGAAAGCUGGUCUCCAGAAUAUCCCCAUAACAUUUCUCUUCACAGACACACAGGUUAGUAGAAUUUAACUUAUCACUUAACACAUAAAUGCUCAUUACAGCCAAACUCGUACAGUUUUCCUUGGCAUUGCUGGCUACACAUCACUGAUAAUCAUCUCAUUACGCUAAUAAAAAUCUAAUACAACUCAUGCUUAGUGAAACAAAAAAAACAACUUAUUUCUUAGUUACACAAGAGUGAGUAAUGUACAAGAUUCAUUCAAACUCUUUUCCUUCAACUUUAGAUUAAGAAUGAGUCUUUUCUUGAAGAUAUAAACAACAUUCUGAAUUCAGGAGAUGUUCCCAACUUGUAUGGGCUAGAUGAGCAAGACCAGAUUGUCACUGUCAUGAAACCAAUUGUGCAGGAUAUGGGACAACAACCAACCAAGGCCAACCUAAUGGCAGCAUACACCCGACGGGUCAAGGGCAAUAUCCAUACUGUGCUGUGCAUGAGGUAUUGGGCUACUCAGGGUGAUGCUGCACAUGAAUACUUUCCAUUAAAUAUUAUUCUCUUUUCUUUGACACAUUUAUGCACAUUGCUGCACAUGAUCUCCAAUUUUAUUGGCACAAUGCACUUAGCUCUUCAAUAUCUUUUCAAGAUUCUUGGAGUCUAUGUUUUGCUUAAAUACCCACCUCUUAAAGAUAAAUUCCCACCUAAUUCUUUGACUUUAUAUUUUGUAAACAUGCAUGUAGUCUCUCUGCCAUUUAUUGUAUUCUUACUAAUUUCUUCUUUACCUCACUCUCAGUCCAAUUGGAGAAGUGUUCAGGGCUCGUCUCAGGCAGUUUCCAGCAUUAGUAACUUGUUGCACAAUUGAUUGGUUUAAUGAAUGGCCAGAGGAUGCUUUAGAAUCAGUGGCAUCAUCAUUCCUGGUGGAGAUUCCUGAGCUUGACUCAAAAGAGUCCUCUGUUUCAGGCAUGGUGAGUUUUGCACAAUAAACAGGACAUUUUAUUUACAUUAUACAGUACAUUUUUUUCACCUUAAAAAUGAUUUUUUGGAGAUGUGACUUCCCUUUCCUUUUCCUUUGCCUCCUACACUACAGAUCAAGAUGUGCGUUGAAAUGCACCAGUCAGUAGCUGUAAAGUCAAAGCAAUACUUGGCAGAGCUCUCACGUCAUAAUUAUAUCACCCCAAAGAGUUACCUGGAGCUGCUAGGAAUAUACUCAAAGCUUAUUGGAAAGAAGGUGAUGGAGAUAAAAACUGCAAAGAACAGGAUGAAAAGUGGACUUGACAAGGUGUGACAUUAAAGGACCAGACCCUUCCAUUGUUUUAUAUUUUAUGUACCGGUAUCUUGUUGUUUUUUUUAUCACUUAGUCCCAUGAUCUCUUGAUUUUCUUUGUUACAUCUAUAAUUUGGCAACUUUUUUCCUUCAUGUGCCACAUUUUUUUUAAAAUAAUUUUUAUUUUGUUUCAAGUCAGAAUAAAACAGAAUCAUGGACAUCGGUUGUACAGUAUCAACAUUUUUGAGACAUAUGGUUGAUUUGUAGGUCGUAUAAUGGUAAAACAUUGCAUUAAAAUUAUGCAGUAAACAAAUAUCAGGAAUUUUUUUUGUAAAGAGGACCACAGCCUUCAAGUGUGUGCCCUGCAUUGUUUUUUUUUCUUGUUUUUUUUAAAGCUGUUUAUUGAGCAGGACAUACAUACUUAGAAACAUGCAGAAAGGUGCAACGUAUAGCCUGAACGCGCAGGUCCAAACAUUAAUGUCAAUACAAACAUAGUAUACAAUAAUAUACAUCAUUACAUCUUUCCGUAAUGCAGGUUAGAUAUCAGCGAAUUGUGCAUUGUACCGGAAUAUUGGCCACGACAGUGUCUUAAUCGACUCUCGGCCUCAGGUGGCAUAGUGGUGACUCGCAGACAUUGAAAUAUCAAUCAAUGAACAAUACCGAACAGAUAGAAAGUGUAUAGUAUAAGCAUCAUAUGGCUUUAGAUAUGCACAGUAUCUGUUAGUCACUUUGACCGUGAACAGAAAGUACCUGUCUACCCAUCUGUAUAGGGGCAAUUGUAUGAGGUUGGAGAAGAGAGAACAUAGGAUGAAAUCGCAGAUUGAGGGGAGAAAAAAGAGAGAGGAGGAGAAAAAAAGGGGUGGGGGGAGUUGAGGAAACAGGGGUGAGAAGGGGGAGGGGUGGGGUUUGGAGGUCAGGAGCUAUCCCAACUGCUUAGAGUUUGCGGUUCCCCCACCCUUUGGGGAUGGUUCCAGUGGCGGUUAGGUAUCAAGGGUGUGUUGCAGAGGAGGGUAGCCCUGAAACGGGGUAGGAGUGCUCAAACUCUAUCUCCCAACCCACCCCCGCAUCCCACACCGUCACGUAUGCCAACCACGACCGCCACCUCUCCGCAUUCUCCUUAGCUCCCAGCAGCGAUGCCUGCACUGACUCUCCCAUGUAUAUCUCCUCCACCCUGCCCUGCAUUGUUCAACAAAUCCACCUCUCUUUUUCCCCUUCUCAUCCUCUCCAAAAUUAUCCAAAGUUAGGACUUUGCUACUUCAGUGCUUCCAGUUUCUGUCAUAGGCCUGCUGUAUUCAUCAAAGCCCAGACAACGGCCCACAGUGAACUGACUACCGCCACAGCACUGCCUUCUCCAAUGGGACUCCUCUGACACUAGGAAAAGUCUAAUAAAGGCUUUUGUAAAAUUUAGUUUUUUACAUAGUUAAAGAAUGAGCCACUUAGUGAAUUUGAAAAUUCAAGAAUGGGUCACCAAGCUAAAUCAAUAAAUGUAUUUUGAGAUCUUGUUAGAAACAUUGCCAUAAACCAUUCUCACUAUUUUUACUCUCUUUCCACAGCUCCUUCACACAGCUGAAGAUGUUGCAAAGAUGCAGGAGGAACUAGAAACAAUGCGGCCCCUGCUGGAAGAGGCAGCCCAGGAUACAGUGAUUACAAUGCAAAAGAUUGAGGUGUGUUUUGAUGUUGCACUAUAUCUGCCUCAGACAAUUGUUUGGUACCACUGUUUUCUGUUUAAGUUAUCAGUGCUUAGUUAAGGGCGAUGCUAUCUUUUACUGUCUUUUCUUAUCCUCCACGUCCUGCCUUUUUAUCCUAUAGUUACACCUAUAUGAGAUCAGAUUAAUUGCCAAAGCUAUUUAAAAGGUAGAUAGAUAGAUAGAUACUUAUUGCUUUGCAUAUACAACUCUGGCAGCAAAUUCUGUUUAAAUUCUUUUUGUUCCACCAAAUCUUCUCUCAGGAAGACACAGUUGUGGCAGAGGCCACUCGUCAAUCUGUACAAGUCGAGGAAGCUAAAGCCACAGAAAAGGCUCGCAUGGCUCAAGAAAUUGCGGCUGACGCUCAGAAAGAUCUCGACGAGGCUCUUCCCACAUUGGAUGCUGCCCUGGCCAGUCUGAAAUCACUCAACAAAAAUGAUGUUACUGAGGUGAGGAGCUCAAUGGUUAUGGUAGCUAGAUGUUGGUUGACCUAAUGAGAACUGUGAAUAGAUGUGAAGAAUGGAAGAAUAUGAGGAGAAGGCAAGAAUAUGAGGUGCUGGAGAAUACCUAGAAAGGUAGAGAAGAUAAAGGUAAGAAAAUAACAAGUUAAUUAAAAGCUGAAUACUUAUAGAUUGUCAGCUUUAGACAGAAGUUAAUGUGUGUUAAGAGGUUAUUGAAAAGAAGGAGAUAAAGUAGAUGAUUUUAUGAGAAGAGCAUGUGUUUAUACUGGAUCUUGGCAAAGUACUAGUAAAGCAUCACGACAAGAAAUAUUAGAGAACAGAUGUGUAACGAGAGUGUAAAAAGUUCUACUGUGUUACCUUAAUAACUAUAUCUAGGCAGUGGUGUUCUCUGCCUUUCUGUAAUAAUAUAUUUAACCUGCCCUCUUCAGGUCAGAGCUAUGCAGCGCCCUCCUGAGGGAGUCAAACUUGUAAUAGAAGCUGUUUGCAUCAUGAAAGGAGUUAAACCAAAGAAAAUUGCUGGAGAUAAACCCGGAAGCAGAAUAGAUGAUUACUGGGAGCCAGGAAAGGGUCUACUGCAAGAUCCUGGCAAAUUCCUAGAGGGCCUGUUUAAGUAUGACAAGGUGAGUUACGGUACUUGUAUACAUCAUAUAAAAUAUGGUAUGCAAGCUGAGGAAUUAAAGCUGUAGAAAAAACAUGGCAAACUAAAGUUUAUAAAAUAGAAAGAUAGACAUGUGGUGAUAAUCCGCGUAACUAUGGAAUCUCUAUAUUUAGCCAAGAAAAUCUCGAUUUUCAAGUCAAAUUUCCAAGAUAAUGUUUAAUAUCAAAAACCAUUGCAGUGGUUGAAGCAUUGCUUUGAUUCACUUUGGGCACUUAAAUAAAGAGACACCACUUUAAAGGAUGUGCUGAAUUUAUUUUUCUUAAUUUUGGAUGUAUAUACUAGCUUUGGCAGAGUCAGAUUCCUUGCACCCUGGCUGGCAGGUGAUGUUUCCCUGUUUCUGUAUUUACUUUCAGUUUUGUCCUAAUAGGCACACUAGGAUGUCUAUUCGUGACCUCUUCUCCUGGCAUAUUUUCUGUUACUCCUGAUAACCACUUCUAUUUUACUGAUCGAUCCUGAUAUUUCUGGUAUUAAGUAUGCUACACUUAAUCUAUUAUCAAUGCCAGAGGUCUUAAUAUUCCAGAGAAAAGAUUCCAUGCCCUUAGACCUUUUUAGAGUCAGAAAGCUCAAAUUGUUUACGUUGAAGAGACACUUUUUUGGGGGGGUUAAGUUUUGGUACCUAUUUUAGGUUCACGUUUUGUACAUUAGCAUGUUUAGUUUUUUAGUAUUAUUUAUUUAUAAUAAAAUUUAUUUAUUUUUUCCUUUAUUAUUUAUCAGUUAAGUGCUUUGUCUGCCGGUUAUCUUCUGUGUAGAUUCAAACACUCAUCUCUCAAUUUUUUGAGUAGAUAUCUAUACCAUUUAGGUACACUUCCUGUGUUCCUUCUAUGCUAGCAACUAAAGUCACAGAAGGAGAUUAACGUAUGCAGGCUAGCAGGCAAAGCUUACUGAGCAUCAUUAGUAGGAAGUAGAAGGAAAAACAAAGCGAACAAAAGGAACAAAUACCUGCUAAACAUGAAAGGGAAAUUGCUAUGCAUGCCAAAUACUAUAUCUAAUGUUUAGCUUGUGUUCAGACGAUUUCAUUGACAUUACUAACCCCUGCACUGCUCUACCACAACCUAUUGGAGGCUUAAAGAAAUACACAGAAGUAGAUAUCUCAGUUUUUCUCUGACAGUGACACAGAUUUAAUCUCCCUGUUUUCCUUGUGGAAGGCACACAAAUGUGUCAUGAGAGAGUUUUUAUCGCUAAGGGGGCUGAGCCCAAGAGGGCCCAGACAGCCCAGCUUUAUCACAUAAUAGAGGAGAUUGGGCAACAUGAGGCAAUACACAAAAGGACCACUGAUCCUUCUCACUUGUCCACUAUUACCAUGUUAGGGAGAGAUCUCUCCUGACUUCUCAAUGCCUCGGAUCUUGUAGUCCUUCUUUUACACUAAUGCUAAGAAAUACAGAGCAUUAUUUGACCCACAAUUUCAAUAAAAUCAGAUCUAUAUAUCCAGAAUCUGCAAUACCAGAAACCAACUCUCAUAUCUACCAGACAAGACAGCAGAGACAUGACUUCUCCUAGCUUCCACAAACAGUGCCCCAUUGCUGAGAAAGAACUGUCCCAUGCCACUUUGCAGAUAUCUUGUUUGCUUGCAUUAUUACAACAUUUAAUUUAAUUUAGGAUCGGCUUUCUAUUUGGUCUCCAACAUUUCCCUAAUCCACAAAGAGGAUGUAGAGCAUCGCUCAAACUAUUGGCACAUCUCACUCCUAAUUUGUGAGUUUAAAUUGUGUAUGAAAAUUCUUUUUAGAUGCCAACAACCUUCCCUCCUUGACCCGAUUCAGAAGGAUCAAGUGGGUUUUGUACUGAUAUGGGAGGCAAGCUAUAACACAAUUCAAAACUUGUCCAUAGUUCGUCUCGCCUUUCGUCUGCUGUAUUAAUGUCCCUGGAGUGAUAGCCGUGCAUUUAUGACCUCAUUGUUUUGUAUUCUAAAGUACAACAGAUUUUGGACUCUGAAAAUGUGCCCUAAUAAUCAAUGUGUUCACAUUUAUGGAUGCUUUACAGAUAUGUCUAAAAGAUAAUGCAAUGUGUAUAUGAUUUGCUCUGAUAUUGGGUACAAUAUUAUUGUGCACUCACUUUCUUUACCUGUAUUUAAAUUUUUUUAAUAAAAUUCAGGGAAUAAAAACAAAGUUUCUAGAAUUCUCAAGAAAUGUGUGACUACAACAAUGAUUAUGGAUAAUUAAAUAUAUUUAUAUGAAAUUGUAUCUACGUCUCUAGGACAAUAUUCCAGAUGCAGUCAUAAAAGCCAUUCAGCCCUACAUCGAUAACGAAGAAUUCCAGCCUGCAGCCAUUGCUCGGGUCUCCAAGGCUUGUACCUCUAUCUGUCAGUGGGCACGGGCCAUGCACAAGUAUCACUUUGUGGCUCGAGGUGUAGAACCCAAGCGAGUAAGUACCAAACGGCUACAACUCCACUAAAAAGCCAGAGCUGACACACAUUUUACUAUACAUGCUACACUUCAGUAGACAGCAACACCUGCCUCCAUAUAGCAUAACAUCAUCUGUAAUAUCGAAUGUUAUAGUAAAUUGCCAUAGUGACACAAUUAAAUCUUACUAAUCUGUCCAUAGCAAGCUCUACGGGAAGCUCAGGAAGAUUUAGCAGUGACCCAAAAAAUCCUAGAUGAAGCCAAAGCUCGUCUUGGUGCGGUAGAGGAUGGGAUCGCAACCUUAGAAGCAAAGUACAAAGACUGCGUGUCCAAGAAAGAAGAGCUGGAACAUAAGUGUGAGCAAUGUGAGCAGAAAUUGGGUCGCGCUGACAAGGUAAGAAAGCCAGAUAUAUAAAUGUCCAAGACAAAGGGCAAUCCUUCUGUGAAAGCAACUCACGAGGCUGCAAGAAAACUGUAUAUAAAUGUAUAACAGAUUGAUGUUUAUUAUGGUGUGUGAAUCUAGUAAAAAGGCACCUACCAUCUACACAGCUGUUAGUAUUUAGCACGGACACGUAAGGAUUCAUGUGAUUCCCCUCAGGGUGCCUGUGAAACAGAUCUAUCAUGUUUUCUUGGACACAUAUGACUCCUACAUACUGAUGGGUACAUACUGAAGUGUAAAAUGCUUCAGUACAGUAUGUAGAAUUCAUAUGCUACAGGAACGAAAUUGAUUCAUUAAUCAAACUGGAAUCUCAAAGGAAAUGCCUUGUUUGAGAAAGCUAAAUACAAGAGGGCAGCGAUUUUCAUGUACCACCGGACAGUGUGCAGAAGUAGUAUGUGUCCGGAAACAUUUAAUGAAACUGGUAACACUACAUGUAACAGAAGUAAGCCUAUAUGAAGGAGAUGGGCACACCUUUGCAAAACCUAUAUGUGAUAUAUGUGAUCAAAUAGGAUAUAAAGCACUAUGUGAUACAAAGGGUUCAGGAAGAUCAGGUUCAUAGGUAUUCAGUGGAGGAUUAAAAUUAGGUUAUAAAGCUAGGUGUCAUGAUCCAUAAAAUCAUGCAAAGAGACCCUCAUAUAUAGCUGUUAUCUAUGGGCAAGUUUUAAAUAGCUGUCUGUCAGAAGUUAAUAAGCAAAAUAAUAGCUAUGUAGUCACGCAGCAGGGUCUAUGAAUUUGUCAUAAUACUUGAGAAAGUGUCAUUUGCCUUUAAAUACAAAACAUUAAGUUAUGACAUUUGGUCAUGAGACUCCUACUAAACCAGACAUUAGUUCAUGGGCAAUCUGUAUCUAGUUUACUUAACCUGAGAUGUCUGCCUUUCUGUGAGAAGAUAUACUAAAUACUUCAGAUCCCCUGUUAUUCAAGGAUUAAUGGAUUGUUUUCUUUAGAAAGUAAAAACACAAACAAACCCAACUGAUGUAAAUUGAUAUUCAUACUUUUUGUUUCUAUUCACCAUGUUGCGCAUAUCCGUGUCUGCUCACUUUACUGUCUCGUGGCAUCUUUCUCUGUUGGCUUUAUGUUCUUGUCAGUCAUCUCUCGCUCUCUUUCUUCCUUGUCCGUGGUGAUAGCUCAUCUCUGGCUUGGCCGAGGAGCGCCAACGUUGGCAGGAUACCGUUGUAGAUCUAGAGAACCUUCUGAUCAAUGUCACUGGAGACCUGCUUUUGUGCGCUGGGUUCCUUGCCUAUCUGGGGCCAUUCACGGUGAGAAAACCUACAUGUGAUACCCUUUGUGUAUUAAUUUAUACCCAAAGCAUCUUAUAUCUUUUAUGCAUGUGCGUCUAUGGAUUUGUCUAUAUAUUUAUACUAAUACAUAUUACGGCUGAUCAACCUAUUGUUCCUGUAACAUUUUGUACUUGUUUCAUUUAUUGUUAAAUUUCCUCCUCCUAUAAUAUUGUAAAGUGCUGUGGAAUAUGUUGGCGCUGUAUAAAUCUAACAAAUAAUAAUAAUACUUCUAGUGUUGCAUAUUAGUAAAAAGUUGAUUCUGGGUAUUACUGUGCAUUGCUACUACUGUAAAUGUGUUUUAUUGGCAUGUAUACAUUGAUCAUAUAUGGGUGCUGUUUUUUCAUGUAUAUCAUUUGUCUCUAUAGGGUCCGUAUCGAAUGGCACUUUUUGUCCAGUGGACUAAGAAAAUGAAGGAAUUGAAAGUUCCAUGCACAGAUGAGCCAUCCUUGAUAGGGACACUGGGUGAUCCAGUAAAAAUUCGCUCCUGGCAGGUGAAAUAAAUCUAAAUGACAAGAAAUCGUGAUGUACUGCAUUUACUCGAGAAACUGUAGUACAAUGGGACAAUAGGUCAUAGUGAAUGUGGCUGAUGAGUCUGAGAUAGUGAUCAUGAAGAAUUAACAGAUCAUCGAGAAUGUUUUCUAAAUGCUAAAGGGUGUUAUGAAUCCUUUGUCUUCCCAGAUUGCUGGGCUCCCGAAUGACAACCUAUCUGUGGAGAAUGGAGUAAUAACUCAGUAUGCCCAGUGUUGGCCUCAUUGCAUUGACCCUCAAGGACAGGCUAACAAAUGGAUCAAAAAUAUGGUAAGGAGAUAGUGAACUAUCUGGGAAUGUCUGGGUUAAAACAAGUAAAGUCUCAUUGGUAGGCCUGGAGAGCAAAGUGAGGUUUAUGUAGAGAAUUACAAAGUAGAGAUGCUCAUGCAGAGGUAGCAAAAGGUGAUCUGUAUGAUAAGGAUCUAGACUUAAAGAAGAGUCAACAUGAAUUGCAUAAAAAUUCAUAUUUUUUGUGAUGAACUAUACAAGAAUAUUACUGAUAUAAAUUGACGAUAAACUGUUUGGAUGCACCAAAUGCAAUAUACAAAUAUACUUUGCAAAUGUCCAACUUUCUGUUUUAUGGCUACACCCUUGCAGGAGAAGAAUAAUUCCUUGGAUGUUGUGAAGCUCAGUGACCGUGACUUUUUAAGAAGUUUGGAGAAUGCAAUACGUUUUGGAAAACCAUUUUUGAUGGAGAACGUUGGAGAGGAGCUAGAUCCUGCUCUAGAACCUGUGUUACUCAAACAAGUAGGCAACAAACACUUUAUCCCAAUUUGAUGCACUGCCACCCAUUUUUUUGAAAUGGGCUGCUUAUCAGAUAUUGACAUGUACCAGAUAUUUCACCUUCACCUCUGUACUGAUCAUUUACUGUUUUACAGACAUACAAGCAGCAGGGGAGCACAGUACUACGUUUAGGUGACACCAUCAUCCCAUACCAUGAUGACUUUAGAAUGUACAUCACCACCAAGUUACCGAAUCCUCAUUAUCCCCCGGAAAUAAGUACAAAGGUUACACUUAUCAACUUCACUCUCUCUCCAAGGUAACAUUUUAAGUUAUUUUUAUUAAAAAUAAUAAAAUAAAAUAUAUAUAUUUAUAUAUAUAUAUUCAUAUCCAUAUAUAUGUCAGUACAGCUCUAUCUAUCUUGAGCUGUCUUCACCUCUUCUGUAAAUUAUUCCUUUUUUUAAAUAUAUAUAUUCUUUAGUAAAUAUUUUUAUGCUAUGCAAUAAACGGCCUUCACUGAUUUUACAUAUGGGCAAAACCUGUUAUUUAUAGAUCAAAGGAAAAAAACAAGUUCCACCACAACAAGUUAUGCUUCAUAUUAGGUUUGGGAUAAGAAUAAUUAAAGGCCAUCAAAUGUAUUAACAAUCAUACAUGUACAAAUACAUUACAUUACAUUGGACAAGAAAAUACAAACUUUUAUCUCUAAAAUGCCCGGGAGAGGAGAGAAUUUACUAUAUAAAGGUUUUAAAUAUAUCUGAUCAUUUAGGCUAAUUUAUUAACUACCUUCACCAAUUUGUUUGUUUCUUAUCCUGUCCAUUGAUAUAAACCAAAAAAAAAUAAAAAAAAUUUAAGUUUAUUUUAAGAAUCUUCUAUAAUUACCUAUUGGGCUUUUCUGCUAGGUCUAUUAGUUCCCUGCAUGUGUUCCAAAGAGAUGACUUCUUACUCAUAUUUUGUAUACUAAACGUUUGUUCCAUUUUAAUCUGGAAAUUAAGUUGAUUUUUAACUUGUACCCAAGGGAUGGGGUUUCCAUUUUUUCAGUUUCUAGCUAUAACUAUUUUUGUGGCUUAAAAUAAAUGAGUUAUUGUUAAUUUGAUCUCCAGGGGCAUAGGGGGCUAGUUUAGAUGAAGUAAAACUACUAAUGGGGAUAGUAUCAGUUCAAAAUUUAGAUUUGUUAAAAUAAAUUGAUGUAAUUCUUCACAUAUUUUUUAUUUUAUUUUAUACAAUCCCACCAAAUAUGUAAAUUUGUUCCUGUAGAUAACCCACAUCUCCAGCAUAGAUGAUCUUCUGUAGGAAACAUCUUGCUCAUUUUUUCUGGAACUAAAUGCCAUCUGCUAAUUACUUUAAAAUGGGAUUCUGUUAGAUUUAAAGAAUGUGUGAUUUUAAAGACAUUUAUCAACGAAGAACCCCAAUUUUCCAUUUCCAUAUUGAUGUUCAGUUCUUUUUUCUAAGUAGUUAAAGCUGUAGGUAUCUUUUCUUUAUUCAGGGAUCUGCUCAAAAACAAAGCUUUUGAGAACAGUUUCUCUAAAGAAUGUGAAUUGAAUAUUUUUUAUUAUUCUAUUAACUGAAGAAAACUCUGAUUUUUAUUAAAUGGGACCUUAAAAACUUUUAAUUCUUAAACAGUUGAAUAAUUCUUUUGAUGGCAAAUUAAAUUCAUUCAUCAGUUGUAGAAAAGGUUUGAGUACUUCAUUUGUUAAUAGCUGUCUAAUAAGUCUAUAAGAGAUAUAGGGCGGUAAUUUCUAACUGAUUUUGUUUUAGGAUGGGUAAGAUGUUUGCCCUGGCCAUUUCUGCCGGAAAUGAACCUAUUUUGGCCGCAUGAUUAAAAGUAUUUGUUAAAUGGGGACUGAUCUGUUCUGUAUAUAACUUAUAAAAUAGAUUACUAAAUCCAACUGGACCUGGGGUUUUAAAUUUUUCUAAAUAUAGCUUGUUUUACUUCUUCGGUAUUUAUCUCUUUGUUUAAAGAAAGUCUAUUUGAAUCAGUAAUUUUAGGUAAAUUUGAAUUGUUAAGAUAUUGUUUAAUAUCCUCAAUAGUAGUAGUUGACCGUAUAUUAUACGGUUUACUAUAAAACUAAUUUAAUUGUUGACCUAUUUCAUUAGGUGUUUCUAAAAUUCUAUUAUUAUCUAUAAGUUUUUCCACUUUGUUUCCACUAUAAGUUUUUCCAAAUUAUUCCAAGAAUCUGUAACUAUUUCUACAAACAUCUACUUACUCAGCAUAAAGACUGUUGGUAAGGACUUUAUGCACCUUCUGCGUACAUUGCUUACAUAUGCAAACAGAUGUAAUUUACCCUGCUGUCAGUGUGUCUUGAGCUAGUUGCAAGACAAACACCAUCAUGCCCAUUUUAUAGCUAUAGCCUCUCCUAGGCUCCUAACAUAUGAUAGAAGCCUCUACCCCUUCUGUCUAACCUAGCAUCUUCCCCAAUCCAAUGUGUUUCUAGUUUAUUUGCUAAUGUUUCUGUUGCCUCCCCGACAGUGGCUUGGAGGAUCAGCUACUUGGGCAAGUGGUGGCUGAGGAGAGACCUGAUUUGGAAGAAGCUAAGAAUCAGCUGAUUUUAUCAAAUGCUAAGAUGCGUCAGGAGCUGAAAGAAAUUGAGGACCAGAUUUUAAUGCGCUUAAGCUCCUCACAGGGAAAUCCUGUAGAUGAUGUGGACCUCAUCAAAGUUCUGGAGGCCUCUAAGCUGAAAGCUGGGGAAAUCAAAGUAAGCAAAAAUUAGAGGACAAAGAGUCUGUUAUUGAGAUUGAGUAACUGUGUGGCAAUCAGAUAAUACAUUAUAUAAAUGUCUCAAUAGUUAAUAACUAGUGCACAUGUUUAUUUCUUCACUAAACUGGGAAUUGUUGAGAACAGACAAUGGAAUAGUCGAGCUUGAAAAUUGGCUGAGUUGAGUUUAGUUUUUGUGCCCUAAUGCUUUCUUUGCAUAUACUUAACACCUUCAGAUACUGAGAGCCAAACACCCAAAAGCAUGUUUUGUAUAUGGUGUUUAUUGCAUAUAUUAGUGUACAUCUUUUUCAUUAUAUUAAUGUUCUGAUUGAUGAUCUUCCAAAAUGCUUUGUGUUUUCUCAGUCAAAAAUGGUUGUGGCAGAGCAGACGGAAAGAGAUAUAGACAUCACCAGGCAUCAGUAUGUCCCAGUGGCUGUCCGGACACAAAUCCUCUUCUUCUGUGUCUCAGAUUUGGCCAAUGUGGAUCCUAUGUACCAAUAUUCGUUGGAGUGGUUCCUUGGCAUCUUUUCAGCAUCUAUUGCUAACUCUGAAAGAGCAGGUAAUGUUACAGAGUACAAACUGCCUUCCAUGCACAAGAAAAAAAAAGUAAAUAGUGGGGGACAUAAGACAUAGAGUGGAAAAGGGGAGAAGUGGUUAUGAGGGAAGGGGUUGUGGACAAGAUGCCCAAUUACGGGAGGUGGUGUGAAGAGCCCAGUAUUUUCAUCUUCUCUGCAUAUUAAGGGUUGUUUCUCACUUGUUAUUUAUUUAGAAAAAUGCACAUUAGGUGCAGGGCAGAAAAUGCGUUUAGAAGUGGUUAACCAGGGUAUAACCCCGGAGUUCAAAUAUAGAAAACAAAUGAGAACUGGUCUCAGACAAAAAACUGGUACCAGGACUCGCAAUGUUACCACUAUAGAUAUUCAGGUCCUAUCUGUAGCAAAAUAAAAAAAAAACCAAAAAAAAACUUUAUUGACGUAUAGUAGUGGCAAUGACGUAUAGUAGUGCCACAUAAAAUAAAAAUGAACCACAGAUAAACACUUAAUUGUGAUAGUGUCACACACAGGGAAAAUCAAAAGUGAUUAAAAAGGGAACCAAUUGCUUUCAAGGAUGUACAUAAGGUAGUGAAAACACUAGAUGUAAUAUUUAAUAGAGUGUAUCAUGAAAUUAUUGUAACCAUAGGCGUGCGCACGGGGUGUGCUGGGUGUGCCUGGGCACACCCUAGUCCCCGCGGCACGCCUGUGAGUCCUGCAGGAACGCGUGGGAACGGCGUUCCCGCUGUUUCUGCAGGCACUCUGCCGCCCCCAAAUGCCCUCCUCCUCCCCUGUGUUCCCCCUGUCAUUGGGGGGGUUGCCAAGAGGUGAUACCCCCCUCCCCCGUCGCGCACGUGCCUCAAUCUCAGCCGCGGCGAGGGAGCUGUGUGCUCUCUGCUCCCUCUUGCCGCGCGGGCUGGCUGUCUGCUGUAGCUGGGAGCCGGAAUAUGACGUCAUAUUCCGGCUCCCUGCAUCAGCAAACGGCGCGCGGCGAGAGGGAGCAGAGAGCACACAGCUCCCUCGCCGCGGCUGAGAUGGAGACAGGCGCCCACCAUACUGGAAUGUAUGUGUGUGUGUCUGAGUAUGUGUGUGUAUGUGUGUCUGUGAAUGUAUGUGUGUGUGUCUGCGAAUGUAUGUGUGUGUGUCUGAGUAUGUGUGUGUCUGUGAGUGUAUGUGUGUGUACGCGUGUGUAUGUGUGUAAGUGUGUGUCUGCACGUAUAUAUACACAAGUGUAUAUAAUUUCUUUGGGGGGGUGGGAAUCUUGGGAGAGUUCCCACCCUUUAUUCCCCAGGACUUGACCCCUCACACAAACAGCACACUCACACACAGCACACUAACAACACCCUCACAAAUACAUGACACAAACAGCACCCACACAAAUACAUGACACAAACAGCACCCUCACAAAUACAUGACACAAACAGCACCCUCACACAGCACACUAACAGGAGCCUCACACACAGCACACAAACAGCACCCUCACACACAGCAAACAAACAGCACCCUCACACACAAACCACACCCUCACACACAGCAAACAAACAGCACCCUCACACACAAACCACACCCUCACACACAGCACACAAACCGCACCCUCACACACAGCACACUACCAGCACCCUCACACACACAUCACACUAACAGCACCCUUAUACACACAGCACCAUCACACAGCAGUGUAUGUGUGUGUGUUUGUGUGUGUACAUAUAUAUAUAUAUAUAUAUGUAUAUAUAUAUAUAUAUAUAUACAUACAUACAUGUGGCGUGUGUUUGUGCUUUAGGGUGCACACCCUAAUGCAAUAGGCUGCGCACACCAAUGAUUGUAACCAAAAGUUAUCCACCUGGCUGUUUGAUACAAAAACAGUGUUGCCAGGUUAAACAGUGUCACUUAAUAGUAUCUGUUUCCUUAUGAAUUCUAGGCUAUAUUAGGUGCACAGUAGCUAUAAUAAAAAAUAGUAAAUGAGAUAGCACUUAACCAGUUGUAAGCCAGAUUACAAAUCCAUAAGUACUAUUCAACAUAACAAGAUGCCUCCUAAAAAUAUCCAAUCUAGUAUAAUUUAGAAUAAAUGCCAGGGGUAAAAAAUAUAUACCAGAUAAUAUAUCACAGUAAUACUGCAUUUGUAUCUAAUAUACAGCUACCACAGAAAUAGAUAGGGAACUGGGAGAUGAAUAGGGAGUAAAAAGGUCUAGUGUGGGAAAAUACCCAAUAAAGUUUCUUGUUUCUUGAUAAAUAACAUACACCAAUCCACCUCCUCCACCCGCCUUACUACUUCAUGUCAGUCCCCCUCAGCAUCUAAACUAAUAGUGAAUAAAGAAAAUUACAUGAAAGCAAAAUUAAUUGGAAUCCCUGAAUAAAAGAAUGAGUAGCAUCCUCUCAAUGCACGUUUCGGCACUCAAAUGUGCCUCAGCCUCUGAGAUGAAGUGGUCUGGGUGACUAUAGUGUCCCUUUAUGUGACACUGUUUAACCUGGCAACACUGUUUUUUGUAUCAAACAGCCAGGUGGAUAACUUUUGGUUACAAUCAUUUCAUGAUACAAUCUACCCCCAAGCUCUUAAAUAUUACAUCUAGUGUUUUCACUACCUUAUGUACAUCCUUGAAAGCAAUUGGUUCCCUUUUUAACCACUUUUGUUUUUCACUGUGUGUAACACUAUCACAAUUAAGUGUUUAUCUGUGGUUCAUUUUUAUUAUUUGUGGCAUUACUAUACGUCAUUGCCAUCUAAUAAAGUUUUCUUUUUUUUCAAUUUUGCUACACAUAGGACCUGAAUAUCUAUAGUGGUAACAUUGUAAGUCCUGGUACCAGUUCUUUGUCUAAGACCAGUUCUCACUUUUUUUUUUUAUAACAACCAGCAUAUGCACCAUCAGCAUUUUCUUCCCCAAUAUGAACUUAAUAUAUGGGUUCUCCGUUUCAUAUUCAUACAUUCUUGUAUAAACAUAAACACCACUGAUAACAACCUUGUACAACACAUGGCAAGCAGUUUGUAGCUGUUUCACCUUGUCCUCACUGAAUAUUCUGUUUUGCUUGAAUAAUGGAUCUCAGAGGCAUGAACAGUACUAGACUUCUUUCACAUGACGACUAUCAUCAGUGUCACACAUUAACACCCUGUAUAAUCCUGUGCCCUGCUCUGCCCUGUUUGCUACACAAAGCCCAGAAUAUCACGGGAAAGGUAUUCACAGAUGAUACAGUAAUGUAUACAGUCAGACAUGUCUCACAGGCCUCUUUCACCCCAUGUAACACUAUGGUAUUGUCAUGUUUGUACAAUGGAUAAAGGCAAAACAGUGAAGGGGUGAGAACUGAAAUAUAUAUUGGAGUAAUAGAAAUAGAUUAAUUUAUUGAUAAUAGGGAUAUGGCUGAUUAUAAAUAAUCAUGAACAUGCUUUAAGAUUUGCCCUCUUAUUGGCUGUUUCAGAUACGGUGGAAAAAAGAAUACAAAACAUAAACUCGUUUUUCACCUUCAGCUUGUUCAGUAACGUGUGUCGCAGUCUAUUUGAGAAACAUAAACUCAUGUUCUCCUUCCUGCUUUGUGUGCGAAUCCUCAUGGAGCAAGGACUUAUUAAUAUGGUGAGUGUUUGAGUUCAUGCUCAAAAUGCUUUGGCAAAGUCUCAGCCACAUGGGCUGUAGUCAGUGGCGUACAUACCGCGUUUGCAGGGGUCGCAGCUGUAUGUAUGUGUGUGUGUAUGUAUGUGUCCAUUGGCAGGGGUGUAUGUGUGUGUGUGUGUCUGUAUGUAUGUGUUGGGGGGGGUGCCACGGAUCAGUUUUGCACCGGGGCCCCAUGGAUUGUGUGUAUGCCACUGGCUGUAGUGGUAUCAGCAGUGAGUGGAAUGGAUUUAUAAUAUUGCUGCCUUUAUUACAGUGCAGGAUGGUUAUAGUGCUUUUUAUAAUGGUCCUGGAACUUGGGGUUAAGGGGAACAUAGAGAGAAUUAACAUCUACAGUAGCACGUUGUAUUUCAAACUAUCUUUGCAUUUGAUAUAAUUUACUGUCAGUCUAGAUAGUAUACCCUUGGGUAAAUCUGUAUGACAUACUUAGGCCAAACCUGUAACUCAAACUUAUAAGAGAAUCUUCCAUUAGGGAGAUAAACAGUUAUUUUAAUGAAUUUACAGCUAGGAGUGGCAAACAUGGGGGAGGAGUGGCAAACAUGGGGGAGGAGUGGGAGGCACAAGAAACAUUUGUGGUAUACAAUUUAGAAUUAGUACACUAUAGAUAACAAUGAUAACAUUAUUAUAAUAAAGUAAUAAUCUAGUGGCAAAGGUGAAAGAAUUCUGGUGCAGCAUCUUCUGAAUUUCAAUCUGUACCUUAAAGUAACAGCAUUCAAUUGAAGAGGCUAAUUGCAGAGAUGGUUUGGGAAUUUUCAAUCCAAGAUAUAAUAACACUGUUGUUUUGUCUUACAGGACGAAUGGCGUUUCUUGCUGUCUGGUGGCAUAGCAUCCACACUGGUUGAAAAUCCAUGUCCUGAGUGGCUGCCUGAGCGUGCUUGGAGGGACUUACAAGCUUUAAGUGCACUGAACAACUUCAGCAAAGUCACCGAACAAAUCGCACAACAUAGUGCAGAGUACAGAAUAAUCUGUGACAGCCCGGAGCCACACCGGUAAGAAGAAUAUGAAAUUAGAUUAACAUUUUUUUAAUGGAUGAUAUAGAUAUUUAAUUAGUAAAAUGAUUAUUAAUAAUUCAUAAUUAUAUAUGCAAAAAGAAAAAAAGGUCCUGCUUUUUGUGCAAAGUGUCAGAUAUUACAACCACACUGUUUAGCUCUGCCCUUUCAUUUUGGACCAUAAACAUGUCUUCAGUGCAGUCCAGUUGGGAAGAUCUUUCUAUCUGUCCAACUUGACUGCAUAGCUUUAGUGGGCCCUUGCAGGUCCUGCUGCUUGAACAGGCCACUUACUGCAGCAUGUCCUGUACCUCCUGAUCGUGGCCCUGAUCAAGAGUCAGGAGACAGAAAACUAAACAAAUGUAAUAGUAUUUAACUAAAGGGCUAUGGCCAUUACAACUUUUCAAAGUGACAUACAUUAUAUGAUAUAUAUAAGUAUAUCAAAAGUUAUUUUACAUAGAUAUUUCCCCUGCAAAGCAUGCAUUUAUUCAGAUGAUGAAAGUGACUCAAUGCGAAAACUUAAUUGUAAUCAAUGAACGGGACUAAAACUAAGGGUUCAACAUUGAAUCUGCUGUUUUAAACUCAUCUAAGCAAUUAAUGACCAAGGUUAGCAUGAAGGUAGAAAUGUCACUAUAUUACUUCAGGUUUAUCUACAAGGUGUUGUGUUUAUGUGCCGUUACACAAGUUUUAUUAUUAAAAAAAAAUUCUUCAGUUCCACAAGUCUAGCAUUAGACAUGGUUUUUAAAUUAUUAAAAUAUCUUCUGCUUAUGUGUUACCUUUUAGGGAGCCACUUCCUGGGGAGUUGGGAACAUUUCUGGACUCUUUCCAAAAGUUACUUAUUCUGCGAUGUAUUCGCGGGGACAAACUGACAAAUGCCAUGCAGGACUACGUGUGUCAGCACCUGGGACAGCGGUUCAUAGAACCACAGGUACCAUACAACAUCAACUAAAGUGGGAGGAGCUUGCUACAGAGGAUGUAGAUACUAUGUUGACAUCUGGGGCUGGGCAUAGUUUGGUCCUCCUUCAAGGUGUGGUGGUCAUGGAGUUACUAUGAAUGGAUUGACAACCGCCUGACCCUAGCACAUUAUCAAAUUCAAUUUAAUUUUGAUGCUUAAUUUGGCCCACACAGAAUGGGAAAUCAAUGCAUCUUAUACAAUGUCUAAUAUACCAACCCUAUCCUGGGAAUGUUACAAAGACAAAUGUCUAGAAACAAAUAUAACUUGCAACAAUGUGCACAUAUGAAUUGAAGUAUUAUGCAUAUAUGGAAACCAGAGACUGGCAUACAAAAUGAUGAAUCAGAAAAACAGUGUUGGCAGCAAAGGCCAUUACUGAAAAAUGCAAAUACAAAACAUAAAAACUAACACAUUGCACCCCAGCCCCUUAAAGCACUUUAGCUUACUGAAGGGCAUUGUAUGUGAAGAGUGUGUCUUCUGUUUUUUCAUUUUACAAACAGUGCAGAUUUCAAUAGAAAUUGGCACUUUUAUAAAUUAACCUUGUUACACUCCUCUGGCUGUCAUUUUUAGACAACCAAUCGUUACUUCCUGGUUUCGUUGACCCAGUGGAAUUAAAGUCAAGAAGCAGGCAAUUGCUCAGAGCACACCUGCAUUACACAUACUUCUUAUUGAACUGCAUUGGGAAGUCUGUGAUUGGGCAGUCACAGUCCUUUUGGGCUGGGGAAGAAGGGGAUGGCUUACAAAGGCUGCAGACAAAAGAUCUGCAGCUGUUGCAAGCUGUUUCUAAAUAUACCCCAAUGAUAAAAUGCAUAAUUAAAUGCAUGCCUGUUUUAUUGGAGGUAUAUUUUUAUCUUAUCUUUUCUUGUAUUUGGGCAGUGGAGUGUACCUUUAAGGGGGAACUAAAACUGCUGGAAACUCUUUGUGCACGCAGUGUUUUGUAAACAGCUCUGUGCACAAUGAAUUAAAAACGCAAGGCAAAUACCAGCCUGGAUCCAUUCUUCAGUUCUUCGUGCAUAUCCUAAUGCAUUAAUAUAUAUUUAUUUAAUUUUAGACAGCAGACCUGGGAGCUGUGUACAAUGAAUCGUCUCCUGUCACUCCUCUGAUCUUCAUCCUAUCUCCUGGCACUGACCCAGCUGCAGAUCUCUACAAAUUUUCUGAAGAGAUGAAAUUUUCCAAAAAACUAACAGCAAUAUCAUUGGGACAAGGACAGGUACACUGCUUAAUACUUAUAGAAACUAUCCAACAUAAGUGACAGUGUUGUUUCAUACCUAACCCAAACACAUAUACCUUUUACCAUUAUUAUGACUUCUGCUAGUGCUCAAUGGUCUACUUUCUUAUUCUGCCUGUAGGGUCCUCUAGCUGAAGCAAUGAUGCGCAGCUCAAUGGAACGUGGAAAAUGGGUCUUUUUCCAAAAUUGUCAUCUGGCUCCCAGUUGGAUGCCUUCAUUGGAGAGACUAAUAGAGAGUAUUGACCCAGACAAGGUAUUUUCUUUCUUCACGGCACUCUCGCACCAUCCAUGAUGCCAAAAUGACACACACUGGUUCCUGUGCCAACCUUUUUAUUGUAUUUUCAGGUGCAUCGGGAUUUCCGCCUAUGGUUGACCAGCAUGCCCAGUAACCAGUUUCCAGUGUCCAUUCUGCAGAAUAGUUCAAAACUCACGAUUGAGCCUCCACGUGGAGUAAAGGCCAAUCUGUUGCGUACUUACCUAAGUCUUAGUGAUGCAGAGCUGAAUGAGAGCAGUAAGGUGCAGUUUGGGUUUUGUUUACUUCAACUUACACGAUAAGACUAAUGUAAAAUCUUCUUCCUCCUGGAACUUACCGUAGUGAGCGGUUAUUCCGUAAACUUGGAGAAUUGACAAAUGAUCUGAUAAGUUGGGAAGCUCUGCUGGGGACAGUGGUUCUCAGAACAGUCCCAAGAUAAGCAUAACUCGGUUUUGUUACUGUCCCCAUUCAAACAAUGUUGGUCCUUAAGGAAGAACCAAUAAUGUAAGGAAUGGGUUGUUUCUGUCCAUGCAGCCCUAGACACAUCUCCCCUGGCUGUGACUUACAAUUGUAAUAAAUUGUAACAAUUGUAAUAAAAAUAUAUUUUAUUUUUUCUAAAAAAAAGUAAGUAUAAACAGAAAACAAAAUAAAAAUAGAAACAAUAAUGUACAAUGGAAGACAGUGUGUGUUUCAGCAAAACCCUCUGCCUUUCCUUUGUCGAGGGAAAUAACACUCUCAGGCUUAUUUGCUAAAGUGAGAAUUAUGGGGAAUUCAGAGUGAAAUUAAAAUUUAAGGACAAAAUAGCCAAACUGGAAAAAUUCUCCAAGUCAGCUAUGCUUGCAGUUUGGCUAUCUUGGCCUUAUAUGUGAAAUUCAUUGUGAAUUUCUGGCCAUUCUCACUGUAGUGAAUAACCCUGCAAUGCCUGUAUAAAAGCAGAGGGUUUUGCCAUAUUGUCUCUGUACUCCCAUUGUAAGUUUAUUACUUGUCUUCAUUUUUCUUUUCCAUUUCUGCUUUCAAAACGUUAAACCGUAAACUUGGUAUUCAUUGAUUUUGGUGCUUAUUGUAAAAAUAUAAUUUUAUUUCUGUUCUAGUGUGUAGCUCUGUUGUUUUUUGUUUUCAAAUAAAAAUAGGAGCCAUUGCAGGAUUUUCUUUACAGUUAUAAAUUCGAAACUAGGUUAGGCAAUAGACUUUUUCCAGAACCAAACAGAACUUGUAGGGGUCAUGCAGAUUCAGAAGAUGCAUACUAAUCCUAUUACAAUAUGUGAGAGGAUUAGGGCUUUAGUAUAGUGAAUAAACAGGCUAACGGCAAUAUGAUUUUUCAGUCUUAUCAUAUAUUUAUGGCUCUCAACCAACAGGCUCCUCAGUAUAAGACCCUACUGCUGUCUCUCUGCCUCUUCCACGGAAGCACAUUAGAAAGAAGAAAGUUUGGACCAUUAGGAUUCAACAUACCUUAUGAAUUCACAGAUGGAGAUCUCAGAAUUUGCAUCUCUCAGCUCCGGAUGUUCCUUGAGGAGUAUACAGACAUUCCAUAUAAGGUAUCAAUGUCAGGCAUUGAAUGUAAGAAUACUAUGCUGAUCAUAAGUAUGGCAGGUUGUAGCAAAACAAACAGGAGAACACAUAUACCAGCAUAAAUAUCUUGACCAUUAAAGCAGAUCUGUCACUUCGGGGUUCUUUGCAUAGUUCACAAAGACCACCUAAACUGACAGUUCUAAUGUUGGCCAGUGUGUAGACGAGAAGUUUUACUUAACUUACAUCAGUUUAGUCCCUGGCAGCCUCCGUCAUCUUCGUCCUGCUGUCUUCUUCAGCUCCUGGUGCUUCAGUUGCCAAAAGCUAUGCAAGUGUUGUACUCUUGCACAUACUUGAGACCUGUCCAUAGACAGAACCUGAAUCCCACAACUGUCAUUUGUGAUCGCUGCUCGGACUGGACAAAAGUUGAUGACGGAGCUCAACUUUUGUCAACCUUUACCAGAAGACAAAGCAGUCCUUACUUUGUCUUAUAUCAUCUUGAGAUUGUGUUGGAAUUUCAAUGAAAUUCCAACACAGUCUUGAUCAAUGUUUUAUAAAGAAAAUAUAAUUAUUAAAUAUUGAAAAUUGACAGAUCCACUUUAAGCAAACAAGUAAGGGUGCACUAGUCUGUGGCCAUUAAGGUAGAUCCUGAUUUUUCUCUUAUCCUAAAAGGUCCUACGUUACACUGCUGGAGAAAUUAACUACGGUGGACGCGUCACUGAUGACUGGGAUCGACGUUGUCUCCUGAGUAUUUUGCAGGACUUCUAUCAGCCACCAGUUCUAAAAGAAGAACACAAGUUCUCAGAGUCUGGAGUGUAUCAUCAAAUAGACCCAACACAUGACUUGAAUGUGAGAACCAUAGACCAGUACAUUAUUUCACAUACAACUUUGUCAGUCUAUUUGUUUACUUUACCCAUAGUUAUACCUGUUACUAUGACAGUCUGAGUAUGUUAUGUCACUGGAGGGUUUAAAUUUAUUAUAGAAAUUCAAAGUUUUUAUUUUUGGUGUUUCAGGGUUAUCUACAGUACGUCCGUUCACUUCCACUUAACGAUAUGACAGAACUGUUUGGACUCCAUGAUAAUGCCAACAUUACAUUUGCUCAGAAUGAAAGCUUUGCUUUACUUGGCUCACUUGUGAAAUUACAGCCCAGAGCACAGGCCGCCGGUGGGAGCCGUGAUGAGGUCAGUUGGGAAGAAAGUCUUUGGGGUUUGCAUGGGAAUGUGACAGGGUUUGUCUAACUCUAAACAACCAUUCAUGCAUGACAUUCUCCAAUAGAUGGUGGAGGAGAUUGCAGGAGGCAUCCUGCAGAAAGUCCCCAAACCCAUUCCUGUGCAGGAAGUUAUUUUAAAGUACCCGGUUAUGUAUCAGGAAUCUAUGAAUACUGUAUUGGUUCAAGAGGUUACGAGGUAAGCAUGCAAGAGAAAUGAGAUGGCUUUUGCACGACUGUAAGAUUUGUUUACACAUUGUCUUCAUCUCUUCAGGUACAAUCGCCUCCUGUCCACACUCUCACAGACACUGAGUGACUUGUUAAAAGCUAUGAAAGGUCUAGUCGUCAUGUCUUCUCAACUGGAGCUCAUGGCAAACAGUCUCUAUAACAACUUUGUGCCACAAAUCUGGAGCUCAAAGGUAAGCACAGACCAGUCCACUCUGCCAACCAAAGCUUCACCAUGAAAAGUAUGGGACAGUUUCAGCUCUUCAUCUGUGGUAUAUUGCUGCCACAGAUGAAAAGCUUUGAUUUUCAAAGUGUUUAGAGGGAUAUUCUGAACUAAAAAUAAACAUUGCCGUUUCUCGGAAACAGCAGUGUUUUACAUUGCCAGAGAAAAGUGACAGCAUCCGUGUACCAAAACCAGUACAGGAAGAGUGUCACUUUUAAAUAUCAAUGUACUUUUCAGGGCAAAACAAUUUGCUUUUAAAUAAAAAAAAAAAAAAAAAUGUCAUCUAUAUGUGCGUAAAUAGCCAACUACCUAAUAGCAAUACCUUUAUUGAUCCUUGUGUAAAACAACUCUAUAACUUAUUAAAAUGGUGAGAAUUGUGUAUACAAGGGUUGAGGUAUGGAAUCAUCCCUCUGCCUCCUAGUUAUACAGUUAUUGGGACUGAAGGAGUUAAUAAGUGCACUGAUUUGCUGCACAUUUCAACUUUUACUUGUGUUGUUAAUUUUCUUUUCUUCAUUUAUAUCACAGUGUGAGAUAUUUGUUGUAAUAAUUCUCUUUUCCAUAGGCAUAUCCAUCUCUAAAACCUCUGGCCUCCUGGGUCCUAGAUUUACUGCAGCGGAUAGAGUUCCUCCAGAAAUGGAUCUCUGAUGGUAUACCUGCCGUGUUUUGGAUCAGUGGGUUGUUUUUUCCACAGGCAUUCCUAACUGGUACUUUGCAGAAUUUUGCCCGGAAACAUGUCGUUUCCAUUGACACAAUCUCCUUUGAAUUUAAGGUGAGAGGCACUCCUGUAGCAAGAGUUUAUGUUCCUCAUACUGAACUUUUUCUUUAUAAAUGAAGUCCGUGUUCUAGCUUCAAGGGACAUCCCAGACACCUAAAGCACUUGAGCUAACUGAAGUGCAUUAGGGAUUUGAGUCGGUCAUAUGUGACAAAAUUUGCCACUUUUAAAUAAAUGUCACAGAAAUGCCAUCCAAGCCUCGGAUUGGUUUAUUCACCAGCACAUAAUGAAAGUCUGCGUCAAGAAGAGAAUGGAGGGCUUUCAAAGGCUGCAGAGCAGUUCUGUAGCUUUUGCAAACUGAUUUUUCAAAUAUUCCAGAGAAAACAUGUAGGAAAAAUACAUGCAUGUAUUCUUGAGGGUACUUGUGUAUAACAUAUAUUCAAUGCACUGAAUGGUGUCUAUUCACAGUGAUACCAGUAAGCUGUACUGAGGUCACUAAAAUAGUAACACUUUCCGUAUUGUUGCAUUGAAUAUAUGUUCUAUGGCAAGCCUUUGCAACAAUACGGAAAGUGUUACAACUUUAGAGAUACAUCAUUAUACACGGAGAUUAUCAAUGCAUAAUAUCAUACCAAUUUCUGGAAAUUGUAUAACUGGCAGUUGCCCUAUUAAGCCAACCACCACAUAGGAUACAUUUUGGCUCUAUCUUGUUGAGUCCCUAAAAAAGACUCAGUGGACAGUUUGAGUCCUGCACCAGUCAGUUAUUAUUGAGGAUAUAUCUACGUAAUUGUUCAAAAUAAAGUGUUCCUUUUAGUCUGCCCUUAAGUGAGCAACUGUCCUUUGUGUCUCAAAGGUUCUCAAGGAGUCAGUUAUAGAGCUGAAACAGCGCCCAGCUGAAGGCUGCUAUAUUCAUGGCUUAUAUCUGGAAGGAGCACGGUGGGAUAAAUCAACAAUGAUGUUGGCAGAGUCCCAUCCCAAAGAGCUUUACACAGAGAUGGCAGUCAUAUGGCUAGUCCCCAUUCCUGACCGUAAACCUAUAACAUCUUCAAUAUAUCUGUGCCCCAUUUACAAGACUCUAACCCGAGCAGGUGAGAUGGUCAUGACAGCUCUCCCAUGUUUUGUGCUUGAUGAGACCUGCAUAGUAUAAUGCCUUCACAACAAUCUCUUUUAUUACAGGAACACUUUCUACUACGGGGCAUUCCACCAACUACGUUAUUGCUGUUGAACUUCCCAGCAGCAAGUCUCAAACCCACUGGAUAAAACGUGGAGUUGCACUUAUCUGUGCCCUGGAUUAUUAACUGUACAUUUUAGUCUAUUAUUAAUAAUUAAUUUAUGGAAUUUGUCUACUUUGGAGUUGAUGGUUGGAUGAAAAUCCACAAAGAAACCAAUCCCUAAGUUCAUUACAAUAGACAUGCCUGUUACCACAUCUGGCACCUUGGAUCCUGUUGAGAUAAAUUCUUAAACCUAAGAUCGAAGGAAAACUUAUCAAUUUUAUUUAUAUUUUGAGGCACAUACAUUCUAUUCUAGCCUUUUCUUUAAUGAUUUAUAUUGGGUUUAUCUGAAUUUUUUUCUGACACUUUCUCCUGCCUGCACAGUCAUUUUGUGUGAUUUUGAGUCAGAAACAACCCUUUUCCAAUUCAAGAUCACUCUCACCUGCCAGUCUGUUGUGUAUUAAGAGAGCAGUGCACAAUGCUUCUCACCUCUACAUGUCACACAGUUUCAGAACAGAGGAAUAUUGAAGCGGGCUGUGAAAACGGUCAAGCUGUGCACAGCUUUGGGAACAAGCAGGCAAGAGUGACUUUGGUUCUAAAUGGUUAAUUCUGACCCAUGCUUACUCAAUGUCUCGGCAGACAAUGACAAGAACAUUCUAAUGAAAAUUCAGCACAUAUUAAAGAAAAAGAAGCAUAAACUAAAAGUGUGCCUCAAUCACAAAAAUAAAAGUCUGUUAACAGAUGGCUCUAACAAGCUUUUCAGUUUGUCAUCUUGUCUUACUUGUAGUGAAGUUUAAUUGCGUCAUUGGUUACAAAAAUUUUGAUCUAACCUGCACCAUAAAGAGUUGAGAACCAGAUUUAAACAAGAGAACAUACAACCUUAUGCAUACAAAAGUAUCUAUUAUCUAUAUUACAACAACGCUGGUGAAGUGUAUCUUUGUGGUUUUGUGCACAAAGCAAAGUCACAGAUCUUUAAUGUAUCAUGUAAUCAACUCUACUAUGUUGCACAUGCACAACACACUACAAGACAAUACUGUUUUACAGUGUUUAUUAUGUCAAGACAAGUUGUAAGUUUAAAUAGUGCCAUGGUGUGUUCCUCAAGGCAAUAUGAAAUUCAGGACAAUUAAAGGGAAAAGUCAGUUUUAACUUACAGUCAUUAAGAUGGGACCCGCCCACAGUGCAAAACUAGCAAUGGUGAUCUAGACUUAGCAGACACCCAGCACCAAUAACAGAACAUAACAUCUGUCUCUAGAUGGGCAUUACCAGGUCACAAGAACUGGCAAUACAGAAUAAAUAGGAGUAAAUCCUGCAAGGCGAGUUCACAUGAUGCAAGAGGGAAAGGGCAUAUAUAAUCCACUGUAUGACAUAGAACAUGUAUUCAGGUAUGUAUAAGGGGGUAUAAAAACUGGUAUUUAUGUACAUCAUAUACAUUGGCAAGGGGAUAACCUCACUAUUUAUAAAACUGUAUGAAGGCAGGAAUAACCUAUAUACCGUAUUACAGAGUUGGGGAAACCUUCAAAUAUAUAAAUAACACAUUUAUUGGCGCUUAGCCUUAUAAGGUCGUGAUCGUUUGCGUCUGUCUGGCUUCCUUUGCUUGUGCAGGCGCCCAAUGCUGACUCCCUGUCGUCUCCUUACGGAAAUGUUCUGUUCCACAAGACUCGCCAACAUUCCUACAGAAAAAGAACAGAUAUAAAUAUAUAUUACAACUGCAACACAUGUCCUGCAAGUUCCUUACUUUGUAUGAUUCACUCACCUUCUUGAG
This is a messenger RNA of Pelobates cultripes (western spadefoot toad), 68042 nucleotides long. Lineage: Eukaryota; Metazoa; Chordata; Amphibia; Anura; Pelobatidae. The record is from the annotation of a GenBank genome assembly.